UCUGUGGCGCGCGAGUGUGCCUUGACAGAUUGUUUCGGACCGUGCUGCCUGUUAUUCAAUCGAAAACACUCGAGCGGCGAGAUGGGAAACCAAAUGAUGGCUAAUAACGCUCACGCGCCUAACGAAAAUCACGAUAUCGUGCCGACCGAACUUCACUGUGAGUAUAUAAUAUUAUGCAUAUUACGCGUUUCCGAAAAUUAACAUUAUUACACGCUUCAACCCCUUUCCACCCCGAUAUUAUUAAAUAUAAUACCGGAAUUCAGCGUAUAAGCGCGCGUGCCCACACGAAUUUUUACUUUUUAAUUUUUAAUGGCACGGACAUAUUGCUGGCCCGCCGCUGACGCCGUUUGAGGAGAGAUGCGCGCACAACGUCCCCCUAAAAUAUGGCACUAGAAACUCAUACAAUAAUAUUACGUGAUAGUGGUUGCGGUCUUCCCGGUCCGAUUCGCAGAACUGUUCCUCCUGGAACCCCGUCCUGUAAUACUCUCCUUGUCCCGGAUAUCUCGUACACUCGACGGUCUGGAGUGACUUUAAUACUUAUUUUACUCAACCGAACUCACCAAUAAUAAUAAAUAAUAAAUAAUUAUCAUUUCACCGAUAUUAAAUUACCUAUAAUAUCGGUAUCGUUUUUAGACGAAAGUAAAAAUGUUCAAAAAAAUGCGUUAAAAUCAACAGCCUUAAAAUGUCUUAAAAUGUUUGUAAAUUACACACAAGUAAUAAAUCUACAUUUUUCACUUAUACGCGCGGAGAUAAAAACAAUUGAAAUAGUAUUUCGCAUAGUUUCUUGGUGAUACAUGAAAUAUAUUAAAAUUUAAUGUAUAUAGCUAUUUGUUUAAAAUACUAUUCGGGUGUCCAGUCGAUCGGACAGAGCAAAAACGGAUGAGCGUAUGAACUUCUUGCAAGGUUCCCGUAUUUUGUUUUAGAUUUUGAGCGUAUUGGUUUUACUAUAACGCGUGCUUCUUUUUUCUUUUUCUACCUGUGAACAACUUAUUUUAUAUCUGAAAUUUCGUUCCAAUUAUCAUAUCAUAUCAACUUAGAGAAGGGGUUAAUUUCUGAUCAGAAAUAUGGUCUACACUUAUUACUCGAUGCAUUGUGGAUGUAAUCUGUUUGAUUUUUUUUUUUUAAUUUACUCGAUUAUAUCAGGGAAAUCAGAAGGUAAACGGAAACAUCCACGCAUUAACAACGGUUUUGGCUACACUUAUUUUCGAUUUUUGAAUUUUUUUUUUUUUUUUUUUAAUUAACAUUUAUUUAAACGAUAUUAAAUAAUACCGCCAAGUAAUGAACCGAAGUUCAAAGUUCUGUAUUUCAUAUAAUACAUGUUUGCAUUUUUCAUCGUAUGUAUUUUAGGAAAAUUAUAUUUGUUAUUUUUACCGGUAUUUUUUUCAAUAUACCGUGUAGUUUAGAUAACACGGUCUGAAAUAUUUUCCAAAAUAAAUUGUCUUUACGAAUAACAUUAAGGACACGCUGUAAUAGUUUUUACUUUUAUUAUAGUCAACACUCGUAGCGUAGGUAUUAUAUUACAAUAUCGAAGCGAUUAUAUGGAUUCGUCAAUUAUUAGGUAUUCAUAUUUUAAAAAUUUGUCGUAAUUUUCAAAUGUAUUCAAAAAUUAUGUUUUUUUUUUUUUUUCUUGAACAGAUAAAAAUAAUAAUUUAGCCACAUAUUUUGACAAUUUCCCUACUGCAAUAAUAAUAUUGUACUAGGAAUGAUCAAAAUAUGCAGUCGAUCAUUCCCAGUACAAUAUUAUUAUGAGUGAUGAACUCUACAGUUAUUAUAGUACAAAUAAUAAAUUGUAUUUAUAGUUGAAACCACAAAUUGCAUAGAAUUAAUAUAUUAAUACAUUUCAAUAGUAUAAUAGGAUUCAAAUGUAUUAUACUUACAUUAGAGCGCUUCAUUUGAAUUUCUAUUUUGUAAUCAUAUUUUUUUUUUUUGUUUUCCUCCAAUAUAAAUAUUUCGGUCGAAGUAAUAAUGCCGGUGAAACCUAAAAUUUACUUCUGGAUUUAUCAGUAAACCUUAGGUUUAUCAACUGCAGCCAGUAAAUGACCGAAUUUCAGACAUUUACCAUUUAAUUUCUGUAAAUCCUUUGAUAUACAAAGUAGAUGGUCCAAACCCGAAAUAAUUUUUAUAGUUCAGACUUUUACAGAAGAGAUUUAGUAAAUCUUAGCAUAAAUGACUAGUAUUGGUAAAAGUCCAAAAGGUUUUUUUUUCUACUUCUCGUGUGGUAUUUUCCCAUUGCCUUAAACAAAUUUACAUUAUUAUUAUUAAAAUAUAUGACUGCGAAAAUUAAAUGUCUAUUGGUUUGUUGUAUUACUAUUACACGCAUUGUUAUUUAUUAUUAAUUUUACUGAGAUUGAUUUCGGGGAUUUUUAAUUCGAUUUGAAUAAAAAUCAAGGCAAAUACUAAGUGUUUUAGUUAGAAAACUAUCAAAAUAAAAAUUCUAAAAGUUCAUCGCAGGAAAGUCGACGCACGCACGUUACUUGUUGUGGUGUUAAAAGUUGUGGAUGGUGAUUUUUAUCACAUAGGUACCAAAGUGGGAGCCCUUUCCACUCUACCUUCCCAAUUUCUCACCUACAACAGUGGCCUACCCACCGUGCGAAGUGUGCCUGUGUGUUUUGUUUAGAACUGACAAUAAUAAUAUCCGAAAACAAAAUUGGAAUACGUCAAGCGGUAUCGAAACUAUCCUAAUCUGGUUUACAAGGAGUGGUAAAAUGUAACUGAUAAUAAAAUGUAAGACAAAUCGAUUGAAAUGUCGCUUGAGAAACGUAUUAUGUAAUUCAAGACACCAACAGUAGCGCAAAUAAAAAAUAGUUUGUGUAAUAUUUAUUGAAUGUACAAUAUUGUAAUAAUAAACGAAUUGUAUACGGUAUAUUUAAAUUUUAUUAAUAUUUAAUAAUAAUAUGAACAUAUAAUUAACGUAUAAUGUACAGUAAUAACAUCCGAGUACAAAUAGGAAGGGGAAAUACCACACAAUACGUAGAAUAAAUAAAAAAGAAAUUUCGGAUUUUCAACAACAAUAGUUGUUUAUCCUGAAAUUUAUCAAAUUUAUCGGUUUUAAAAGUGUGAACUAUAAAAAUUAUUCGGGGUUUCGCCAAACCAUUUUAUAUAAUAUGUUAAGUUUCACCGUUAUCCUUAUACUUUUAUCGCAACAUAUAAUUAUUGAGGAAUUUUAUUUUGAAUUUAGAUUCUGAGCUGGGCGAAGCAGAUCAUUUUUUUGAUUUUCCCGGGGGGUUUUCAUAAUAAGCGGGGAAAACCAUAGGCUAAUCGAGAAUAUUUACGAAGUAUAUUAUUUUCAAAUCGUAAAUAUUACGGCCUUUCAAAAUAUGUAUAACCGAUCUCCGCUCAGAAUCGUUUUUCAAUAGUAAUGAUUAAUCAUCGCGUACAUAUAUCUAUUCAAUUUCCCGUCUACAUUUCCAAAUUCUCACCUACAACAGUAGCUAACCAUCAUACAAACGUAUGUCCGUUUGUUUUUAAAUAUAAAUUUAUUAGUUUUUAGUGCGUAGGUAUACAUGCGUUUAUUAACGUGUUUUCAGUGUAAAAUAAUUAUAGACAGAUAAUUCGACAAAUCGUAUUGCUUAGAGACUUAUGAACUUUACACGGUUAUUGAUUUGAUUAACUGAAAGAUGAGGAAACCGUAUUUUAAUAGAAAAAUAAAUGGACGACUCGAAAAUUCGUUUCGCUAAUCUGAAAUUUACCAUUACAAGGAAUAAACUAAUUAACUUGUGCCGUAACGCAUGCACCUAAACAUUAAACGUGAGAUGAUUAAUUAUUAUUAUAGUAUUACAAAUAAAAAAAAAUAUUACCUAUGUUGUUCUAAUUAAUUUACACACGGAAUGCCAACUCCAUCAAUAAUAUUCUCAAUAAAACUCAAUAAUAAUUUACUUACCACGAAAUCCAGCCAAGCAAUUUGUUUUUACCUAAUAUAAUAUAGUAAUUAGAAAAAAUAAUUUAAUACAGUACAAUAUACCUACGUUAAACUGCCACCCACUUUCUUUUUAGAUUUUGGGUUUUUCAAUAUCUCCACCAUUUAGUAUAUUAUUUGUUUGUAUUUCUUUGGCGUAUUUUAGAAUUUCUUUAGACUUUCUACUAGAUAUGUUACGAACCCUGACUUUUAAAGCCCAACCGAACCGAACUAUCGUUAAGUUAACUAUUCGUAAAAUUAACGAAUCCGAACUGAACCGAUCUUUUAAAAUAUUUUAUCGAAUUCGAACAUUAAAAAGUAAAAAGAUUACGUUAGGUCAAACACGUCAUUCGUUUAUAUUUGUUUGGCAUAUUUUAAAUCAAAUUAGACGAUAUUAAUUAUAAAAAUAAAUGAAGAUAUGUCAAACAAAUACAAGCAUAAUAAAUGUAAGGGGAUUAUUAAAAAAAGCCCAAAAUUCAAACGCGGGGGGGGGGGUAGUUUCUUGUUCAUAUAUAAUAUAACAAGUUCAUUAGAUUCCAUACAAAUAAAUCUAUUGGUUUUUUCGAUUUUAUUUUUUCAAAUUUUAAACUGUGAAGCGAAGUGAGGAAUAUAUUGGUUUUACAAUGGUGUUUAUUUUUAUUUUUUAUACUAUGUACAAGAUUACUAUCAAAUAUCUUGCUCUGAUUUUCAAGUGUAGCAACUUUCCCGAAAGGAAAUUUUAUCUGGUUUAGUACAAGAAGUCAUUUUUGCUUUUAUUAUUUUUGGUUUUUUUUUUGUUAUAAUUCAAUUGAGACUGAAAUUUUGAUAGAAAUUUUAUAUUUGUUUUUUCCAAACGUAGUCAAAUUUUCAACACAUUUUAGCCGUUUUUGAGCUAUGUAUAUACAUUUUAAUUUUGAGAGUUUUUAUGUUAUUUUUAUUUGGUAGAUACCUGAUCUGUAGAUAAAAUUGUUAGGCUAACCAGAAAUGUUUGAAUAUUUAACAGGAAAUUCAUUAUAAGUUGUACUUCGUUGUCAACAAAAAUGUUUUUUUAUAAGAACUUUAGUAUCAAAUUUUGACAAAAAUCGUAAAUAUUACAGUUUUUUAAAACAUGUAUAACCGAACUCCACUCAGAAACGUUUUUCGUUAUCAAUAAUUGUUCAUUGCGUACUAUAUACAUUAAAUUCCCUUCUAUAUCCUACCUUCUCAACGUCUCACCUAUACAACCAUGGUGAAAUAGGUCCCUCUUUUUUGUAUAAUAUAUUUGAUUACGAGACGUAAUAAUUGAUUGUUCAAUUAAAAAUUUAAAAACAAGUUUUGAAUACACUUAAACUCGUAGUAUAAUAAUUUACGGGUAUUGAUGGACCGUGAUAGACGAUGAUAACAAUAUUAUAAUAACCACCGGUUUCGAGAUAAAAAUUUGUAUUUUACCUUUAAUAAGUUAUCAUCGCAGCCGGAGCAGUAUAAUAUCUUGUCAACCUUGUCUUACUAAAAAAAAAAGAUUAGGUUAUGAAACGAGUCGUGUAAACCACUUUUGUUUACAGAAUACUUCUUCGAGUGUACUAUACAGAAUGAUCAUUUUAUCAUGGGACAGAAAUUAUUUAAGUGGUCUUGAUUUCUAUAUUUUCAAUCGUUGUAGAAUUAUUUAAGCUUUAUUUUAAAGGUACUUUUAAUUUACGCCUACUCCAUAACCUACCUUAAAUAAUUGUAUAUUUUUGACUUUCAAAUAAAAAUACCCUCCUUUUUGAACACAGAUUCGAAUAGUCAUUUUGAGAGUAAAUAUGCAAACGGAAAGGUAUUAAAUUGCUUAUACAAAUUUAGAUGAUAAAUUUAUAACUCUUCCUACUCCUUCGGUCUAAACUUUAAACUGUUAAUAUUCAUGAAUGGUAGAUCCGAUAUUAGAGUUAUAUAUGUCAACAUUUCAACAUUUUUAGAAAAAUAUUCUCUGUACGAAUUUAUGUUCAUAAAGUGGGUUCCUAUUUGAAAAUAAAAAUUAUAUAGUGUAUACUUAUUUAAAAUACACGGAGUAGGAGUAUAAAACGUUCAUAUGGUGUUCAAAUAUAGUUAAAACGAUCUCACAAUGGUUGAAAAAGACUGAAAUCAAAUUCACUUAAAAUUAUCUGAAAAAAUUACUGGUUCAUGAUAAAUUGAUCACUCUGUAUUACAUUGCAUCGUCAUACACUACCCUAUUUUACAGUUAUAAUCAUUCCGGAAUCGACUAGUUAACGAUACUAUUACAACAAUUAAACACGCUUAAUAAUUAAUGAUAUUAAUCACGUGUUAAAUAAUAAACAAUAAAUUAUACUAACGUACUAUACAAUUUCGAGCGUUUAUAUUCGAUUGAAAAAUUAAAUCUUUUUUUGUAUUUUUCUACUAUUUAUCGUGCUAGUCAAUGGCGUAUUACACUCUAAACGGACCGAUACAUUUAGUUGGAAAUUAAAUUUAAUAUUGAAAUUAAGCUAAAAUCGACGUUGUGGGGCAUUCAUGGGGGCAUUGGAAUGCUUGGAAUACUGAUGCAAUAGUUUUUAUUCUCUGACACCCUUUAGUAUACCUCUGUUUCUCUCAAAAUUUGAUUUGUUUGUUGUGAGCGCGGGGCGAGGAAAGCACAGUUCAACUCUUUAUAUGUCUAUGAUGGUUUCAAGUGUAACUAUAGCUUAAUCAGACCACACAUGUAUCACUAAUAUUAUUAUUAAAUUUGCAGGUUAUACUAUAAUAUAUUAUUAUAGUAGUGGCGUAUUUAGAUGGGGGUUUCAGUAUUUUCCAACAGAGGCACAGCAAUUGUUCAAUAUUGGUGCGCUCAAUAUAUGGUUUAGGUAUGGUUUAUCCGUCUAAAUUGUGUUAACUCCUCCCAAACCUCCUUCCCCCUUGAAAAAAGUCAACAAAUACGUAUUUUAUUGUAUAGUAAAUGUGGAUUUGGUCAUCAAUUGUAUUUAAAUAUAAACUCACUGGGCACAAUUUACGACCAAAACGAAUAAUUAUGUAAGCACUACAAAAUCUUUUAAUAAUAACUAUUGUCGUAGAUAACCAGCGAACAAAAAAAUAACUGAAUGAACAUACUAAAUAUUUUGAAUAUAAUUACUAUUAUAUACGAUGAAAUCGAACGAAAUAAUAAUAUUAUUAACGUAUAUUAUGAUAUGAAUAAUACGCGUGUAUCGACCGCUUUUUUUUUAUCGUAAGUUAUUAUAAGCUAUUUAAAUUUUGAAAACAAAUUUCGUUUUUAUCGCUUACAGAUUUUUGUUCUACAUUUAAAAAAAAAACCCCGGAUUGUUAGCUGAUAUACUACGAAUAAAUAAUAGCCACGGCUGUCAUAUUAUUAUUAUUGCAAUUAUAUGAGAAUAAUUAUUAAAUUACUAAGUAUAUUGAAUUGUUGUUAUUUUAGAUUCUGAGUGCAGCUAAUAAUUGAUUAGGCAUAUUAUAUAGUUCGACUAAAAGGUGUGUUUUUAUUUCUCGGAAGACAAUUUUACGGUUAGGUUUAUUUAAAUAAGAUGCGGAUUUUCGAUCGGCAUUAUACUUGAAUAUAUCAAUUUUUUUUAAAUUCUAAACAGUUUUUCUAAAAAAAAACUGACAACAAUAAAUUGACUAUAUAAUCAUAAUAUAAUAUAAUUAUUAAUUAUAAGUACUCUGGUUUUAUAUUUUACCCAAUAUUUUUAUCCCUUUACUGAGCUCCACUCAGAAUGGUUUUUUUUUUUUUUUAUUAUAGCGACUUUUUACCGUUGCAUUCAGUAUACAACUAAAUUACCCUAUACCUUCCAAACUUCUGACAAUCCCACCUUUAACAAUAUAGUCUAUUACCAAUGGUGUGGAGUAAAUCCGAUUUAUUUUUUAAUCUACUAGUUUGUAUGCCAUGGCUGCAAAAUACGAAAACUUAUGACUUUGAAAACAGCAGGUGAUUUUUUUUCAUCAUGAAUCAUUAGUUUUCUUAUAGGAUUUUAACUUUUAAGUGAAUUUGAUUUCUGUUUUAGAUUCCGAGUGUAGCGAAGAAGCUAUUAUGGUUUUACAAUGAUUUAAAUUUUUUAUUUUUGUACUGUGUGCAACUUUUCUACCAGUAAUAUUGCUCCGAUUUAGAAGUAGCACUUUUUUUGAAAGAAAAUUUUACUGGGAAGGUACUUUAUGAAGGCCAUUUUUUGAUUUUCUUAGGAGUUUUCUCAAUAUAUUGGAAAAACAAGAAAAAACUGAGGAAAAACGGGAAAAUGUAUAAAUGUAUAGUAAAAUAUUAUGGCCUUUUUUUUUCCAAUGAACAACUUUUCUAUCUUGAAAAAGCAACACUAUAAGUAUUUAAUGUAUAUUUGUUAGCAACGAUUAACCAUUGCUAACGAAAAUACGAUUCUGAGCGGAGUUCAGUUGAUAUUGAUACUCUGUUAACAAUAUAUGUGUCAUAUUAUGGUAAAAUGAAAUAGGCCUGUAUAUUAUUUUUAAUAGUAUUUGUUCAACGUACCGAUUUUUCAUAUUUCCUACAUUUUCUCUGAUUUUUCCAUGUUUUUUCCUGGUAUUUCACAUUUGUUGAGAAAACUCCUAAGAAAAUGUCCUCCUUCAAGUACCUCCGCACACCGAUUUCCUUUCAGAAAAGGUACUAGACGUAAAAAUCAGAGCAAGUUUUUUAGUAAAAAAGUUGUCUAUAGAAAAAAAAAAAAACAUCUUUGUAAAACCAUAAGCUUCUACGCUCUACUCAGAAUCUGAAAUAUACUUAAAAUCAUCCGAAAAAAUGGUUAGACUAUGACAUAAGAUUCAUAAUCUGUAUGACAUUCGGUAAUACAAAAUUCACUAGGUAUUAUAAAAUAUAAUAAUCGGCGCAAUAGUCACACUACGAUAAUAUCCCAAUGAUUAUUAUUUUAAAGCGACUAUAAUAAUUUAAACGUCAACUACACGUAGCAAAAAAUCUUUUUAUUGCUUUUAGGAGAGACAAAUGCUAAAAAACACAUCGUUUAAAAAUAUUAUCUAUUAUCUAAAUACAAGUCUAAUAAAACAUAAUAUUAUAACUUAUAAAUGCGUAUAAUAACAUUAUAAUAUAUUAUUAUGUAACGUGAUUAAACAAUUUAUUGUUUACUGUGGAGGCUAGUGACCUCAAUGGUGCAUAAAAAAAAAAAAAAAAAUUAAAUAUAUAAUAUUACUAUUAUAACAAUAUUAUAUGAAUGGGCUGCAUAUAAUAUUAUUAUAAAUAUUAUUGAUAACGUUUUUUUUUUUUUUUUUUACUUCGAUCACUACGUAUUAUACUGCGACAAUAAUGAAGGAAGUAAUAAUAUAAUUUUAUUUAAUAGUGGACCAUUUUUUUAAUAGAAUAUAGGUAUCUACCUACUAGACAGCGAUGCCAAUAAAGGCGCAAUUUCAAUUUUAACUCGGAUUUGAUAUGGUCUUUUAGAUUCUGAGCAAAGCGAGUAAUGUAUUAAUUUUACCAGAAUGAGUUUUUUUUGUUUGUGUCUAAACAACUUUUAUACCGGAUAUUUUUCUCCCAUCAAUAACUUUAGAGGAUCUUUCUUCUCGCAUUUUCGAUUUAGAUACAUUGGGAAGGUAGUUGUUUUUCUCGUAAGAUUUAAUAAGUUGGAAUGGCAAUUUUCGUUUAACGUGUACUGAUUUUUGGGUUAUCUAGGAAACACGGGGAAAAACAUGACAAAAUAAAUAAGCAUAACAGCAAUAUCCCAGCGUUAAUAUUCCGCGCAAAUAUGGCUGCUGGUUUUCGCCUCUAUUCGAAACCCAUAUAACGUGAUACUGAUACAUAAACAUAUUAUACUCGUAUAUUAUAUACUAUUGUGUCCGUAUACUGAUACAAUUACAAUAAUUGGUAAUAAUAAUUAUUACGAAUGUGAACGACGUACGCCAUUUUGUGCGUAUCACAAAGUUGCUGACAUAACUAUUUAUUUUGUUAUAAGGAAAAGUUUUUUAGUUUUUAAUUGUGUAUCAUGUAACGAUUUUAUUAUUGCGUUUAUCAUCUCAGAAAACAAUAUUCGGUUGGUUUGAUAAAAAAUAAAUGCUUCAAAUAAUAUUGUUCACUCUGUAAGUACGUUAAAAGAUUAACGAUUUGUCCGACGGUAUUUGAACAAUUACAUCGCAUAUACUUGACAUACAUAUAUAUAUAUAUCGACCUACUUCGCACGUAGGUGGGCCACUGUUGUAGGUGAGAAGUUGGGAAAGUAAUAGAUGGGAAAUUUAUUGUUUAUCUGUUAGCAACGAUAAACCAUUGCUAACGAAAAAACGAUUGUGAAUGGAGUCCAGUUGACAGUGUUGCUUUGUUAACAAUAUAUAUAUAUAUCAUAUUAUGGUAAAAUAAUUACAUAGGCAUUGUAUAAUUUCUUUAAGAGGACGUUAUACCCGCAUCUACUGUCUCAUUCCAACUACUGGGUAACAUGCAAAACCAAUGCUUACGCAGAAGAAGUAAAACUAGCUUAAUUUUGAUUUUAGAGUUAAAGUACCUAUUAGAAAAUGUAUAGAGAACAAUAUUUUGGAGGGAAUUCUAUAUAUAUUUUUUUGAAUUAUGAAUUAUUAAGAAAGUUACAGUUACUUAAAAAAGAAAGGUUUUUAUAUCUUUUAUAUCGGUCUGUAUAUUUUGAAUAACACAAAUACCCUCCAAAUUCACUCCAAAAUAUUGUUCUCUAUAAAUUUCAUAAUAGGUACUUUUACUCUAAAAUCAAAAUUGGGCUAGUUUUACUUAUUCUGCGUAAGCAUUGUUUUUGCAUGUUACCCGGUAGUUGGACUGAGACAGAUUAUAUGUGGGUGUAAUUUGUUUUUAAUAAUAUUUGUUUAAAAUUGUCUAUAUUUUCUUGUUUUUCCUAGGUUUUUCUCGGUUUUUUCAUUUGUUUGGAAAAGUACUGGGAAAAUCAAAAAUUGACCUAUUUAAAGUACCUCCUUAGUCAGAUUUCCUUUUAGAAAAAGUGCUGUCAUUGUAAAUCGGAGCGAAAUUGUUGAUAAAAAAGUUAUUCACAAGAAAAAAAAAGGCUUAACUAUUUUUUAACUAAUAUCUUCAUUUCGUAUCAAUUUUCUCGUUUUCUUCCAUUUUUCCCAUUUAUUAGGAAAACUCUAGCAGAGACUAGAGUAAUAAAGUAGACUCUAUACUAUAGCUGUUUACUUUAUCAGUUUACUGAGCUUCACUAAGAAUCAUAUUUUUAUCGCAACGACUUUUCGUUGAUUUCAGUAAUUAUAGCAGUGGCGGCUCGUGGUAGUUUGAUGUCGUGGUGCGAUAAAAAUUAUUUUUCACCUUACCUAUUAGUGAAUAAUAAAUACGUGAUUUCAUACAUCUGUUAGUAGAAUAUAUGUAUACUGUGAAACCUUUAAAUACCGGACAUUUUCGGUCGCUGAAAUUUUGUCCGUUCUUCAAACGUGUCAGUUAUUUAGAGAGAAAAAUUGUAUUUUUAUUAAAUCAAUUCAUGCAAUUUAUUUUAUUUUAUUUUAUUUUUACGUACACGAAUCGCUGUACUACUACGUCAUUACCACCAUAUAUAUAGACGUUUAUCGCUCGCUGAGCCCACCAAGCUUCUAGAAAAUUCCAGAACGAACGAUAAACGCCUAUGAUUUAAAAACGUGGGAAAAUUGCAAAAAAUCGCAAAAACGUCGAAAAUUGAAAAAAAUUACAUUAUAAAAUUAAAUAAGCAGAAUAUUUUUAUUUCAAAAAAAAUUGUAAUAUCAAUUAAAUCGGGUCUUUAAUAAUAAUGUACAUUUAUACUAAUAAAAGAUAACCUAAUGACGUAGACUUUUAUUCAAGUAUUCUACCAUUAUUUUCAAUUUACGAUAAAAAUGAUCAAUAUCAAUGUUAAAAAGUGUCCGUUAUGUAGUGGUUUAAACGGUGAAAACGUCCCCGUUUACGAAAGGGAAGUUUCACUGUAUACAAAAUAUACAUUAUGUAUGUAUGUAUGUAUGUAUGUAUACCAAUACAUGUGUACAAUUAUUUAGGCGUAUGGUGUACAUAAAUAUCCACUUAUGAAUAUCAACUGAUUAAAUGAAAUGUUGUCUGGCGGAAUAUAUCAUUAUUUAUCGGAAAUCAGACGAUAUUAUAUUAGUAAAACACUGAAUUGUAAACAGGUACACGAUAUUCUAAUCACGUUUCAUCCCUUGUAAACACAAUAGCUCGGGUCGCCGCCGAAAAUGUGCAACGAGAAUAUUAAGGACCGUGUAACGUAGUCCCACCGCCGUCGAAAAUGUGCGUCGAGAACUACAGCAUGCGUAUAGAAUCCCCGUCGCUGCCGCGCCACGUAGUUAUAUUAACGUACAAUACACAUUUAUUGAAACAGGUUUUUUUUUUUUUUUGUGUGUGUGUGUGUGCCCCACGGGCCGUCGCACCAUACACGACGAAGCGACAUUACCUAACGACGGUCGUUAGGCCUGUAUUCGGUUUUCACAUUAUUCAUAUCGAAUCCGAAUUGCCGAAUUCAAAUUACAUUUUUCAAAAUAUUAUCAUUAUUUUUCCAACACAAUUUCGAAUUAUCUAAAGAUUAAAUUAUUUCGAAAGAAAUAUAAUCAAUAACGGUUACCAUUUGCUAUAAAAAUUAGUAGAUAUAUAUAUAUGUAAAUUUUAUUUUAUUUUAAAAUGUACGUACGGAGUGCGAUCGCACCAUCACACCAUAGCACGCGCCACCAUUGAAUUUUAGAAACUGAAUCUUAUACUAUAUGCCUAUCCAAUUUCCUACUUACAACUACUAGGGUCAAUAGUAAAAACUGAAAGGAAUUAGGUUAAGAGUCAUAAUAUCUCUUCCGUGAAAUUUCUUGUUCCAUGCAAAUUAUUUACCCGAGUUUUACGAUUUAAAAUUCGGAACGGAGCGAGGAACUAUUGGUUUUAGUACGAUGUGUUAUUUUUUUUUUUUUUUUAUUGUCUUUAAGCAACUUUUCUACCAGAAAUCUUGGUCCAAUCAAAAAAUCACAAAAAACAUUUUUCGUUGAAUUUUGGAUGAUGCAAUGGGAGGUCGUUUUUUAAUUUUUAUAUGGGGUUUUCAAAAUAAUUGGGAAAACCGAAAAAAACCGUACAGUAAAAACGGAUAAAUAUUUACGAUUAGCAGCAGCGAUUUCAGUUAUCGAUUUCAUUGAUUUUCACGCACUAUGUUGUAACGUCUCGUUCCAGCCUUGUGUCGAAACAAUCGUUAUGUGACGUCAGUGCUUAAAAAUAAACCAACCUAUGGCCGAGACACGAUGGACGGAAAACAUAGGAUUUUUUUUCUUUAUAGAUGAUGGUAAAUAGGAAAAGGUCAGGGCAUCGAUGAACAAAUAUCCCCGAUUUGACAAAAAAUAAUCGCAUUAUAUUAUAAUAAAAAAAAAAAACAUGAGUGAAUUACGUGGGUUGGUGUUAAUUCCACAAUUGAGUAUUUUUUUUUCAUAUAUAAGGGGUGGGGGUUAUGAAAACGUGGUUAUAUACUAAUAAAGUGAACUUAAAUCGAGUUAUUUACAUUAAAUCGUAAUACUAAUCCUACCUGUUAGCUAUCUAAACUGACUACACUACGGGGUGCCAUCCAAGGUAUACUAAAAAAGGUCGCAUAUUACCAGAUGUCCAUGAUGGUCGACGUGGUGCCACCCAACGGGUCAGCGUACGUGGAGAUUUUUUACUCAGCCAUUGUUGAGUUCGUGUUAAGCAUCAAAGAAAAGAAAACAUCAAAAAAUGAUUUACUCGUCCCGGUAGAAGUCGUGGAACGGCGGCGAAAAGAUUGUGCGCUUACUGAGUGGAUGGUUAGUGGCCGAUUACCUACCACAGUGUGUUCAGUUUUACAAUAUAAGUUAAUUAGCUGCACAAACAGUCAUAGGUGUGAUCGUAGUGGAAAGAGUGAGAGAGUGGAGUGGAGUUGGGUCCUUGUAGAUCGACAGCUUAUCGAGAAUUCUCGCGCAGGGCGACCGGGGGGAAGAUGCGCAAAAAUAAUCAUUGCGAUAUGACUGCAAACAUUAUGUCAUCAAUUAAAACUUGAAUAUUAUUGAAAUGUUCGGUUUUGGACGUUACAAUGUUUUCUGCCAGAUAUAUUGUAUCAAUCGAAAAACGCCAGUAGACUUUUGUUGUUUGAUUUUUAAGAUGAUUUAAGAUGGUGAUUAAGUAAUUAAUUUUAUUAUUUUCCAAAUAUUUUUUAUAAUAAUUGGGAAAAAUCAAAAAUAUAGAAAAAUAAGUAUAUUCUUAAAAUUACGAAAGAACGAUUUCAUUACUUCAAAUUAUUAUACUUAAUGUUUUAUACCGGUCAUAUUAUUCUGGUAGAAAAACGACGACAAAAGACAUAUUUUGAUGCAUUUUUUAUCUAGCUGAUGAGUACGAAAGUCGUUUUUUUUGAUUUUCCGUGUAGUUCUCAAAAUAAUGCCAAAAAAACGUAGAACGAACGAGAACGUUUACGGAAAUAAUGGUUUCAUUAUUUUCAAUUUUAAACUUAGAACGUGGCGAAUUUGUUUUCUAUUUAUGAACAACUCUUCUACAAUAAAUCUUGAUUGAAUAAAAAAAUGAAAAGAGAUCAAUUUUGUUUCAAAUUAAUAUAUAGAAACUGGCAGGGAAAGUCUUUUUUUGAUAUCUAAAGUAGUUUUCAUAAUAGGUAUUAAUUAGAAAAACCAAAAAAGACGAAAAAUAAGAUUUUUUUUUUUUUUAAAUUACGUCAGAACGAUUUAAUUAUUUUUAAUUAUUAUGCUUAAUGAUUUCUACCAGAAUAUUGCUCUAAUAAAAAAACAAUAAAAGUUCAUUUUUGUUGAGUUUUUAAUCUAGAUCUAGAAAGUUUUUUUCGAUUUUCUUUGUAUGUUUUUUUAAUAAUUGAGCAAAACCGAAAAAUACGUAGAAAGAACGGAAGAAAUUUACGAAAAUAAUUAUUUUAUUAUUUUAAAGGAUUUUUAAUAGAAUUCAGUUAAAAAUAUCCGUAGAGUGACUUAAAAUUUUAACAGAAUUUGUAUAUUCUCUUUUUCCAGACGUGGUAAAACGUUCAAAACAUUUGAGCCAUUUUUGAGCUAUUUAUAUACAUUUUAAUUUUGUAAAUUUUUUACGUAAUUUUUAUUCGGUAGAUACUCUAUGAAUACAAUUGUUAAACUUAUCAGAAAUGCUUGAAAAUUCAACAGGAGGUUUAUUAUAAGUCAUACUUAGUGAUAAAAAAAAAAAUUAAAUAUAAUGUAGUAUUUUUUUAAUUUUUUAUAAAAGCCAUAAAAUCGAAUUUUGACGAAAAUCGUAAAUAUUACAUCUCUUAAAAAUAAUUAUAACCGAACCUUACUUCGAAUCGUUUUUCGUUAGCAAUGGUUUAUCGUUGGUUUCCGGUAAAAUAAAUAACUUUAUGUAUCCUACCUUCUCAACUUCCCAUCAACAGUAUAGUAACACUCACCCGAAGUAUCAUCUCUUUUGACAUUUAUUAAAACAUAAAUGAUUCUAUUAUUAAAAUUUAUUGGCACACCUCAAAUAAAAAAAAAAACCUCUCACUCUAAAACUAUAAGUUUAUUAUUUUAUCAGCAUCAAGUAAAAAAUAUAUAUUUACCUAUACUAUUAUACUCGAUUAUACUAAAUAAUUACUAAGAAUAUUGCUUCCACAGUUAUCGCAUUUUUUAUUUACAGUUGAACUAAUUAAUGUCUUUCUAAUAUUUACAAUACUAAUAUUUUAAUGUAUAAUUUAGUAUGUUUUAAUAUGCGUACGUUUAAAUAUUAACAAAAACCGGACACGUUAUCGAUACUUAACAUUCUCUGGAAUCCAUUUGAUUUUUAAUUAAUAAUUAGUUUUUUCUUUGUUAAUUCAAAUACCACAAAUUCUCAUUCAUUACAAUAAUAAUACAAUAUACAUAUCUAAUUAACAUAAACAAUUUUUAUCUAUAAGCAUACACCCACACACUCAGGGUUGCGUAUACUACAAAAAGUAAAAUUAUAUAGGUAUAGGAGAAAUAUAAUGAAUUUUAACAAUAAAUGAUAAUUUCGAAUACUGCUGGUAUAAGAAUUAUAUUACAUUUGAAAUAAAUCUAGUCUGAUAUGUUAUUGCGGUGAUUAUUGUAAAAUGUCGGACAAACCUUUAAUAUUUCUACAAUAGGUGUCCUUUUAGUGAUACCACUUAACGGUUCGUUAUUUAUAAUCAUUUAUAAUGAUUUUAAUUAUUAUUAUUAUCUGUAUGUUUAUCCGCAUAUCGGUGGAAUUACAUGAAUCAUAUUUAAAGAACGUUUGAAACUUCAAAUUUUUAAAAUAUUUCAUAAAAUUGAAAAACGCAUUUUUUUUUUUUUUGGUAGAAACUGCAUUAUUAUUAGAUAAGUAUUAUAUUUAUUACAUGAAUUAUGAUUUUUUUUUUUAUACAUAUACAUUUAUAUAAAUAUAAUUGUUUUUGCCGAAUAUAAGAAUUUCUUCUUCUAAAAAUCAUCGUGUUAUUGGUGUUUUAUCUUUUCAACUGAUUUUAAAACCCUUCUGUUUUUUUUUACGUGAACAUAUUUUGGCUGGAUUGCUGUUAGAAAAACAGAAACGACAAAUAUCACUGUGUGAGACGUUCUAUUAAUAGCUAAUAAUUUCAUCGCGGCAGUAUACGAAAUUCAAAUGGCAUCAACGAAAUUCAAAAAAUUCGAAAAGAUCGAUUAUAAUCGUUAUAUAUUAUAUUGCAUAUAAUGAUUAAAACGUAUUUUAGUGAUUAUGCUUAUUUUGAAAAUAUCUACGAAUUAAUUAUAUAAUGCAAUUUGUAUACAUCUGUUUGUUAUUUAUUUUUUGAAAUGUAUGGUCGAACAUUAUAAUUAGCUGUAACCAUAUUUUUAUCUUAAUUUUUGUGGGUCACUUUAAUCGUUUCGAAACUGCUGAUAAGUGAUUAUAAUAAUAUAUUGGGAAAUAAUAUUAUAUGUAUUAUUAUAAUCUAUAUAAAAAAAAAUACCAUUUUUAUUGCCAUGAAGAUAAUAAAAUACUGUGAAAAUAACCGAGUAUAUAGGAGGUCACUAAAGCUCAAUUGUUCUGUUUUUGAAUUUUUAACUCAAUAAUUAUGUCACUAAUUAGUUAAACAUUUUUCGUAAUUCGUUACUCGAAAUUCGAAUUUUUUUUACCUUAUUUUAUCACCCAAAAACUAUCUUUUAAUUUUUGUUCGCGACCCCACAUUUCUCACAAAGAUAAAAAAUUUAAAUUUACCUACAAAGAAAUUUCAAAUCAAUGAGAAAUAAUAAGGAUGAAUUUGUUUUUAUUUGUUGCUCAUAAUACUUAUUAUAACAAAUUCUACCCUAUAGUCUCGCAUUGAUUUGAAGUCUCUAAUUUCAUAUUGAUCUAUGCCGGUGCUGAGGUGAGCUUCUCUUAGGAUCUGAGAAUUAAAAUACGAGUUUUGAAUAUUAAAAUGAGGUAACAAAUCUGAAAUUUCGGGUGAUAAAUAAUAAACAUUUCUGCUGGGUCGUCCUGUAUCGAUUUAAAGACCCUAAGUCUAUUGUUGACCUGUGUGCGUAUUGAGGUAAGCCUUCCCUAGCACCUGGAAGUAAAAAUAUAGUAUUUAGUUGUUAAAAUGAGGUAAAAAAUUUCGAAUUUUGAGUAACAAAUUACAAAUAAUUAUAACUAAUUCGUGAUAAAAUUCUCAUGACAAAAUUACAAGAUUGACUGUCAGAGUAUGUGAAGUGAGUACUAAUACAUCCGUUGAUGUUUUGUUUUACUUGAAAAAAAAAACAAUUCUAAAUGGUUUUCGUACUUUUCGAGCUGAACAGUGAUAAUAAAACCAAUAAAAGAAGUUAUAUGAAUUAUAGCAGUUAUACGGGUGCUAUUGCUUUAGUAAAAUGAUAGUUCAAGAAUAUAAUAUAGUUAAUAAUUCAACAAAUGCGAUUUUUAGUUACAUCACUUUUUCUGUAGUAAAAAUGCAGUUAUUAAAUAAAUUAAACUAGAAAAUAUGUAAGGUAUUUAGGAAUAUAUAAUAUUGAUGUAAAUGAAGUAUUACAGUAUUAUCUCAAAAUAAUACAGUGGAUAUUGAAUUAGAAUUAAUUUUAAUAUGAUUUGUGUCUAAGUUCACUAGUUAGUGUAUUAGGUAACUGAAAAAAAAAAAGAAAGUAAAUUUGGUAAUCAAAUUGUGUUUAAUUUAAUUUAUAAUUUACAUAAAUCUAAAAUUGUAUAAUGAUAGAUAAAUACUUUUUGUUUUUCAUGUAUUUAAAAUUGUGUGAAAGCUUCAAACACGCUUUUCUUAAAACAUGAUUUUUCGAAUUACCAUACUCUACCGGCAUUCUGAUGGUACAAUACCUAUAAUAAAUUAUAGUUUCACUAAACGACAUGAAGUGUGAUUGUAAAUUGCAGGUGUACAAUAAAAUGUACCCAGAAUUAAUUUCGUACAACAAAAAACAACUAAAAAAAUCCCGUCAUUAAAAAAAAAAAUACACAAUUCCUCUCCGAAUUUCUUUAAACGCAUUCCGAAAUCACGGCGAUUACAAAGUCAUUGUCCAUGGUCACGUGCAAUCAAUACAGACGGUUCUAGAUACGUGUACAUUAGCAAACAUUCAAAGUUGACUUUUUUCCCCCGCGUUCGUUUCAAACACGUUACACAGAAAUACAUUUAAAUCGUUCAACCCCGAAAUUGUUUCGUUUGGUAAUCGGAUACAAUAAUUUUAUACAUAGCUAUGUUAUAAUAGUCGCAUAAUCAUAUACAAUUGUUAGUAAUAACCAUUCCUAGUAUAGUGUAUAAUAUUCAAUCGAUAUUUUUCGAAUUAUACACCUAUAUUAUUAUGUUGUUUCGACCGCCGAACCCGACUACACCGCGCAGACGGUUCAUAGGGCAUUUAACAACAAAACGAUGGAAACAAAAACGACCGAACCGUAGAAUGAUAAUAAAUAAUGUUAUUGCCGCCUACCCUUGUUGUUGUCGAACGCGUAGUGGUUCCAGACGACUCGAAAGAUUAAAUCGGGGUCCGAUAUUUUAUAGGUACCUAAUAUAUAUAUAUAUACAUCAUACGAUAACAAUCGAGGGUUCGAAAUAAACAUUACCACCGUCCACUUUUAAAACGUUUCAUAUUCUGUAAAAUGACAGCUGCUGGUAUAUUUUAUUGUCGUUACGCCGUCGCUGCACCGUGUAAAAUACAAACAGAUUUUUUGAAAAUAAUAAGAAGUUAAGGUAUAAUGUGGAUUUAUUGUUUGUUGCAGACAUGCAUUAUGUUUGAACAGGUACGGGGGUGGGAAGGCAAAAACUGAGAACAAAAACCCGGGACCUAUGCUGAGAGUGUUCGCCCUGUCCUAUAUAAUACAAUAAUAAAAUAUAAAGUGACGAUCGCAGGACGUUUAAGUUACAAUGAUAUUUCUUCUUCUUCUUCUUCUUCUUCUUUUUCUGCUCAACAUUUCAUUGAAAAGUUACAGAUAAACUACCUACAUAAUAUUAUAUACUUUCAAAUAAUUUCUAAAAUAAACGAAAUCGUCUUGAUAUAUUAUUACCAUUGCUCGUUCACAUCAUUUAUGCAACUAAAACCAUAUUAGUAAUACUAGCUAUUGUAUUUAUUUCAGUCAUUAUAAUUAAUAAAAUUCACAAUUUUCAUAAGAACUCCGAUUUAUAAUAUGUAUAUUUUUUUAAAUAUUUUAAAUGUUUUAUUUUAGUGCAUUUAUUUUAAUUUAUAUCUAUUUCCCUAUACACAGUAAAUACCAAAAAAAACAAUAUAAAAGGUAUAAACAUAUUCUACACAAGGCACAAGAUAAAGAUAUUAUAGUUUUUUGUAGUUAGUAAUUGUAACGGUAUAUCUAUCGUUACUCAGUUUCACUGAGUCGUCAAAAUAUUUUCAAAAAUAAUUCAUAGGAACAUCACUAUAUGUAUAUUUCUUGUAUCUAUAUUACACCAAAAUGUAUUUAUAAUUCUAUAUAAUAACCGUACGGUCAUUAAUACGGCAGUGACGGUUAGAUUAUUUUCGAUUUUAUUUAUUUUUUUUUUUGUAAUUCGGUUAAAAAUAUUCAUAGAUAUCUGAAAUUUGCACAGAAUACUAGUUGUAUUAGUCUUUUAAUCACCAAUGAGCAAGUUUUCUAUCACACGCCAGCGCCAUUUCAAUGUCGAAUUCCAUCGUCGGUUUGUUAAACCGAAAAAACCUUACCAAAUAAAAAUUAUGUCAAAAAAAAAAUCACAUAAUUUAAAUAUCCAUCAAUAGCUCAACGAUGGCUUCAAUGUUUUAAAAUUUUUACCACGUCUAGAAUAGGCAAAUAUAAGGUUAUGAAUUAUAGGUAAUUCUAUGAUUCUGACCUCAAUUUUAAGUAAAUAUUAUUUUGUACUACAAAUAUUUUGUCUAGAGUAUAGGUACGAGUACAUUAAUGAUGUCACAAUGAGCACUGUACAUUCGUUUUCCCGGGGGCCUCGGCCACCUCUGCGUCCCUUAAUAUGGACUCCCUAUACUAAUCUCAUACGUGCGCACGGGGUGGCAGGAUGAAAAGCUGUCCUUCUUUUAGGCUAGAUUUUUCUCUCAAAACUAUACAAUUUCAAUUAUUACGUAUAUUAAAUAGGUAAUUAAAUGAAUGGUAUAUAAAAUUAAAAUACUUCCGUCACUAAUAUUAAUUGAACUAACUAAUAACCAAAAUAAUAUUCAAUUAUAUCACUUAUAAUAUAUAAUAAAUUGUUACAUAAAAUUAUUAUUAAUAAUAUAUAAAUUCUCCCCCGUCCCCUGCAGCAAGGUUUGUGCACACCUAUGAAUACUUGAAAAUAUAAUACAAGGUUCAUUAAAAUUUGUUCUUAGUAAACACAAAAAAGUUGAUUGUAAUAAAGUAGUUUUUUUUUUUUUUAUACACACAAAUAUUAAAGAUCAAAUUUUGACGAAAAUCGUAAAAACUAAGACAUUCAAAAACAUAUUUACCGGAACUCCACUCAGAAUCGUAUUUGGUUAACAAUGAUUUAUCGUUGCGUACAGAUAUGAAUUAAAUAAUAAUUUUAUGUGUUUUACCUUUCCAACAGGGCCCUGGCUGGGUACGCCAGAAGCACACCAAUCAGUGGUAUCAAAUUGUAUUUUUUUUCUUAAAUUAUAUUUUAUUUCUCCGUGCAAAUUGAGAUGAGUGUACAAUUAUGUACGAACGUGCUUAUAUUCACUCGGCGUGUCUAAAAAUAUUAUUUUUGUCUCUAUAGAAACGUCGUCGGUGGUUCGAAUCGUACGACGAUGCCGACGACAAAACAAGACACGCACGUGUCAUCGUUUCCGACGGCGCGGCGACGUUAUAAUAUUUUUAUUUUAGUCGUCUGUUGAACGAUUACCGUAUACGUACACGCGGCCAUACGGGGGUCGUCGAGUACGCCGUGGAGUAUCCCAAGCGGAGCCACCGUUAUUCUCAUAGUUUUCAGUCGUUACUAUUGUUUAAAUUAAAAUUCAUUUUAGCCAUUUUGACAAACAGACUGUUUAUUUUUUCUAAUAAAAUAUUAUAUUUUCCGACAUUGGGAGCGUGGACGAUAUCUGCGGAGAUUUAAUUUCAUCAUAGACAAUAUAGAAAAAAAAACCUAUCUUUGCGGUAUCAGGCAUUGUGUGUAUUAUGUAGUAAAUGACAGCCAAAUAGGUACCUCAUUUCUCAGAAAUUGAUAGGUGUAUUUUAAUUGUUUUCAUUUGGUCAUUCAAAUAAAUUUUCAUUAAAAAUAUUAGGUUUCGGAAAAAAAAAUAUUAGAAUUAAAUAUUCGAUAACUUAUUCGAACUAUUGGAAAAUACUGAACGUAUAAACUAUUCGAUAGUGUCCAUCACACAAAUAAUAUACUGGUAAUAAUCGUGUACCUAGGAGCGUGUAUUAUUGUCAUAGAAAAUACAUAAAGGAUAAGACAUGCUUAUAACAAUAACCCAUGGAGUUGCUUGCCAGAGAAUUCCAGAGUUACCGCGUUUCUGGUUACAUUCAUUUCAGUGACAUCGAUUUUUUAUCAAAAUAAAAAUACAAAGAAAAAAUAUUUUUUUUUAAAUUUUAAGUUUAUUGAUUUCUACAAUGUUGUACUUUUUUUAGUUUUAAUUUAAUUUUAACAAUAUCAUGAGCUUUUCUUAUUUCCACCAUUUUUAAUUAUAAUGAUACUAUGAUAUUGAUGGGUUCUUAAAACACUUUUUUAUAUAAAGUAGCUUUGUGCAUUUUUUUGUAGUUUAUAUUUAAUCAUUACAUUCAUUUAUUGGUAUUUACAGAUCAAUCAAACACAUUACAAAAACCACUACAAUAACUAUCACUUAUAAAUAUGUGAUUAUUCAAAAAAAAAAAAAAAAUAAAUUUAGUAGGUAUUAAUUUAUGAAUGAUAAUGAACAAAAUAACCAUCAAUAAUUUUACUAGAAUAUAGAAUAUAUUUCCAUAAUGUAAAAUAUUAAAAUAAUUUGGUUAAGGUCAAAACUGGUAGAAAAUAUCAAACAACAACGUAUUCAGUCAUACAAAAAAAUUAAUUAGAACUAGAUGAAUAUUUUAAAAGACAUACGAUACGUUAGAUUAAGGGCUUUUUGACUUAAUUUUUGCUUUUGUGAUGGUUUUUAAAUACCUACUUAAAUUUCCAAUUAUACAAAUAAUAUAACGAUAUAAAAGACAUCCUAGGAUAAUGGAAAUAGGUGCAGCCACUGUUACAAGUCAUUUAAUGUAUAUCUGUUAUUACCAUUGCUAACGAAAAAACGAUUCUGAGCGCAGUUCAGUGGAUAGUGAUGUUUUGUUAACACUUAUAUAAUAUACAUGUCAUAUUAUGGUAAAAUAAUUAAAUAAUCAUUUUAUAUAAUCUUUAUAACAAUAUUUGUUUAAUAUUGUACCGAUUUUCCUGUUAUUCCUGGUUUUCUCAAAUUUCCUGAGAAAAAUCUUGGGAAAAUCGAAAAAUGACCUUCUUAAAACACUUUCCUAGUCAGAUUUAUUUUAAGGAAAAGUACUAUAAUUGUAAAUCUGAGUAAAAUUCCUAGUAGAAAAGUUGUCUACAGAAAAAAAAAAUCGUAUUAUUUUACUAAUAUAUUACGUAAAUUUCCCGGUUUUUCUCUGUUUUUCACGAUUUUUUUCAAAUAUUAUGAAAACCGCUUGAAAAAUGAAAAACCGACCUCCCUAAAUUACCAUGGAGAUGAAAUUCUAUUUCAAAAAAUAAGCUACACUUGACACAUCAGAGCAAGAUUUCUGGAAGAAAAGUUUGCACAACAAAUCGGUGGGAUAUUUUGGGAUUAAAAUAGUCCAAACGAGCGACAGCUGGGUUUCUAAGUACACCUAAAAUGCAUUUGUUUUUUUCCCUGUUUAGUUAAAAGAGGAAACAUAAGUGCAAACAAUUUUUUUCGAAACACGGGUUUGAACUCGCGACCCCUAGGAUGACAAUAGAUAUGUAUAACCAUUCGUGGCUACGACAAACAUAUUCUAAAGAAGACAAUAUAGUGUUAUUUAACAUAACAUAUAAUAUCUUCAAUAAUAUCAGAACUUCUAUGAGCUAUAAUUUCGAAACUUAUACAGCGGUCUGUUUUUUUUCCCUAUAAAUUAAGACUUUUAAUGAAUAUCCUGUUAAAUUUUCUCGCAUUUCUGUUAAAUUUAACAAUUUUAUCGCAGAAUAUCGAAUAAAAAUUACAUACAAAACUCACAAAAUUAAAUGUCUAUAAAUAGCUUAAAAAUGGAUUAAAUUUAUUUAGAGUUUUACCACGUUUAGAAAAGAUAAAUAUAAUUUUUUUGUCUUAAUGUCAAGUCUCUAUGAAUAUUUUGACUGAAUUACAACAAAGAAUAAAAGCAUUAUUUUCGCGAGGUUUUUUUUGCGUCUUAUCCAUGUUUUUCCCAGAUAUUAUGAAAACCACACAGAAAUUUAAAAGUAUCAUCUGGACAACAUCCCCUUUCAGAAAUAAUGCCACGCGUAAAUAUCUGAGCAAGUUUUCUGUUAACAUUUUUGUACACAAAAUAAAAAAAAAAAAAAAUGAAAUAAACAUCUUAGUAAAACCAAUCGCUACACUCAGAAUCUAAUAUGAAAAUAUAUAAUGUAUAAUCAAAUUUUGUAUAAAAUAAUAUGGAAUCAAUAAAACAACAAUUUUUAAUAUGCAGUAACAUUCAUUACUUAAAACUGUAGUAAUUAUAAUUAUAUUGUUUUAGUUUAAGAGAAAAAUCAAUUUGUACUUUUAAAUUAAAUUAAAUAAACUCUAGAAGCCCUUAUUAUGGUACACAUAAUAGUUAAUAAUACCUAUAGUGUAAACAAUGUAUUUUUUAAAACAAAAUUACAGUAUCAUAAAAUUCGUUUAAAAUAUCCAUUGAAUAUCUUACAUUUUUACAUAUUUUACUCCUACUUUUGUUUAAAUACUUAUUGUUUUUUCCCAAUAUCUACCAUUAAAAAUUUAAUUCACUUUCGAUUAAAAAAUUCAAAUCUAAUUUUUAUACUGUCGAAAGUUAAUAAUAUUAAUAUUAGGUACAUAAAUAUUGUGCAAUAAUAUUGCAUGCAAUUUAAAUUAUGAAUAAUAUAGCCAUUAGUCACUCUCUAUUUUAUUAUUAUAAGACAUUAGUAUCACAAUAAUAAUAUCAAUUUCAAUUACACUGUACAUAAUAAUAUAUUAUUUUUAAAUAAACAAAACUAAAACACUCACAUUAUAGUGAAAUCAAUUGAUCCGUCGUUAUGUUUCGAACCUAAAAACCCAUAGUCGCAUAGCACGGAUUCAUAUGCACUAAGAAAUAUUAAAAUAUGGCAUAUAUUAUAAUAUUAAUAUUUAGUAAUAUCUUGAUAAAAAAAAAAAAAAUGUUUUUGAAAAUACAAGUUAUUAUUGUAUUUUCGGAUGAAUGUAUAAACUAUACAGUUCUUAUAAAGACAGCAUUCAACGUUUAAAAAAAUGGUCGCUUAGAAAAAGUAUCUAGAUAAAAUCGCGUUCAAUAAUCAUAGAAUAUACGUUUUGAGAUAAGAUUUUUUGACGCACGGUUUUUUAUAAUAAAGAUAUUCAAAAACGAUCAUGCUUACAUCCGCUGCUUUUGAUAAAAAUCAAAUUACUUUUGUGUUGAUAAAUAAAUAUUAUUUUUUGUUUAUAUUAUACGAAACGGUUUUCGUUUUGUUUUUGCAGCGAACCGCCAUUGGUCGAGAAACUCUAUGGUUAACCGGCCGGCAGAGCCACUUCCGCUGAACCUAAUAUCGAUGGACUAUUGCUUCCUGAAGAACGGCAAAAAACACCACACUGACAUGUAUUACUGCAUGAAGGAACGCCGGAAUUCAACGCUGGUAGUGCGCAGGGGCAUGCCGAUUUACUUUGAAUUGACAUUAAACCGACCGUUCAACAUCAAUACCGACCAAAUGUCGUUCAUAUUCAAAUUAUUCGGUAAACGAGAUAAUCUAACCUAUUUGGCACUAUUUAAAAUUAUUAAUUAUUAUAUAAGCGCGUUUUUUGAGGAACUGGAGAAAUAUCGUUUGAACAGACCACGUCACGUCGUGUAUACAUUUUUAUGUGGUACCUAUGCUAAUAUUAUUUUGGUCCUAAAAAUGCCGAUGUCAAUGUAAACCCUCGUACACUCGUGAAAUGCCAUUGGAUCGACGAUUUGUAUACUUAUUUCAGUGAUGGAUUUACGGGUAUCGGAGCUUAGACCACCUGGACACCACCACCAUACACCAAUAUAAUUUUAAUAAAAUAUCGUUUAAAAAACAUUCAUCCAUUGACAACAAUUCCUUUAAAAUACAUAUUAUGUCUUUUCGGAACCUCCCGCCACUCACAGAAAAUUUUCGAAAAUUCGACACUGACUUAUUUUAUAGGAUGUUUCUGGUACGUAAUUCCCCCCCCCCUGGUAUAUAAUUAUAUAUAUUUUUAUAUAAACUAUUUAUAUACGAGUAGAGUCUUUCUCACCACAAACUUGCUUAAAGAGCAACUCAUGUAUACAUUUUUAAUUUGAAAUUGUACCUCUAAUAUUUUUUUUUGUCUGUGAGCAAUUUUUCUACCAAAAAUCUGGCUCUGAAGUUCAAAUGUAGCACAUUUUCUGAAAGGUUGUUUUGUCAAUUUAGUGCAUUAGACAUGACAUUUUUUGAUUUUCUGAAGAGUUUUCAAAAUAAUUGGAAAAAACCCGAAGAGACAUUAUAGGUUUAAAUACAAAAAACAUUAUUUUUGCAAUAAUAUUGUUAUAAAUUAACGGCCAUAAAGUUGGCACCACUCAUAUCUUAUACACUUAUGACAUAAAUAAUAAUAUUAUAAAAUAAAAUGUCCUAGUCAUACGUGCAUUAUAAAAGCAAAAUAAUAAUAUUAUGCACGUUACACCUUAAUGCAACUCGAACGUGUAGACAAGGGCGUCCAUCUUCAAAAAUCCAAGGGGAGGACACUGUAUUUUUUCAAUAAUACUUCCUAAUCACCUAUGUUAUUUUGAUUUUUCCAAUAUGUUGUCAACAACCGUUGGGAAACCAUUAAUGAAAAUAAUCCUGCCAUAUAAUAUAUUAUAAUAUAUGAUGAUCAAUUUUUCAUUUAUUCCACGUAUUUAACAUAAAUUAUAAUAUUUUAUGGAUAAAUGCAUAAUAGACACGGAAAACCGGUGGUCAUAUCCCGUCCUUAUGCCCCCCCCCCCCAAAUAGACGCGUGUGGCCAACGAAAUAGUUGUUUUCCCCUUUUGUCGCCCAGUUAGGUAAUCCUGUAUUAUUUCCGAAUUAUUUCUUCACGUUGAGACUGCGAUAAAAUAUAUUGUAUGCAAUUAUCAUGUUCUAUGGAAGAAAAAAAAAAAAAUCAAAGAAUAUAACUUAGGUACUUAUUUACAAUAAUCAAAAAAAUAUUUUAAGUGUUUUAACUCAUAAUUGUAUACAUUAUUUGUAUAAUUCCUUUUUUAUAAAAAAAAACCUUUGCAUAACGUAGAAUAAUUCGUUGAGGGUAAUCAGUUUUCCGCAUAGUUAUAAAAUAUAAUAAUAACUAAUAAGUCAUAGACGCCGACAAAUUUCGCAAGUCACUUUAUCACAUAACUCUAGUUAUUACUUAAUACAAACAUUGUAUUUUAUAUGAUAGUAAAUCAAAUAUAUUAAAUUAAUAAUUAAAUAAUUAUAUUAAAUAAAUUAAAUUUGUUUCGUACAUUUUAUCUAUUGAUCGUCAUUUCUCCACUAAAUGUUAAAUAAGUGUUAAGCAUAAUAUAGUAAGAGGACAUUUGAUACCUAAAAUACACCAAAUAUAUGUUAUUCAGUGUCUAUUCGUAAGCUGGAAGUACUCUAAUAAACUCUAACUGUACAAAUUGAAUUUAUUCGAACUCUGCUUUUUUGGGUGCCUAGCAAUAACUAUGUUAUACAAUUGUUAAACUAAUUAAACUAUAUUUAUGACAUUUAAUUUCGAGUAAGCACAUAACAACUUUUUUUUUUUUAAUGUUACCCCCCACCUUUUUGGGCAAUUAUUUUUACUCUUAUAUUUUUUUUCAUACAUUUUAAUGGUAAACCAACUUCAUAUGUUAAAAAAUUACCGUGUUAUGAAUAUUUAAAUAUUUGAUAUUAAUUUUACCUAAUAUUAUUUUUGGAUAUUUUUGUAUUAUUCACUCAUUUUUUUCAAUUCACAAAUAACCUUCAAGACAAUUUUAUUUAUAUUAUUAGUUAUUUUAAGUGAUUCUAAGCGAUUCUAAAUAUUUUUAAAAGUUGUUCGGUUAAAUAUGAAAAUAUGUGUUCAGAAAAGGUGCUACACUUAAAAUUCGUAUUAAGCUGUCUAGUAAAAAAGAUCUGUACAGAUAGAAAAAAAUUCGGACAUAUCCUAUAAAACCAAUUAAUCAUUCGCCGUGCUCUGCAGAGUCUUAAAUGUAUUUAAUGAAUAAAAUAUUAACAGUUGAAUACCGUUGAGUGUCGGCGAAUAUUAUUUUUCAGUCAAACUAAAAAGUUUAAAAAUUCAACACGAGGUUUAAUAUAAUUGUAGUUAUAAUAAUAACAAAAACAUAAAAUACGUGAUUAAGUACAAAUUUUUACGAUAAUUGUAAAAAUGUUGGCAUUUCAAAACAUGUUUAGCUAAACUUUGCUAUUGUAUAAACUUUCGUCAUUAUUUAUUUUUGAAAUAAACAUUGAUUUAUUGUUGGAAAUAAAUAUAAAUUAAAUAACUUUAUGUAAUUUACCUUCUUAACUUACCCUUUACAACAGUUGUACACCAAAAGCUACAUCAGCUAUUUUUUGUGUCCCUGAACUAUUUUUCUACCAGGAAUCUCGCAUCAAUUAAAAACUUUAUCUAAAUGUAUUGAGAAGCUCAUUUGUUUUUUUGUAGUUUAUCUCAGAAACUGAUACCUUCUGGUUUUCACGGUUUCGGUACUUAAUUAUUUUAUUAAGAGGUUCUGGUUUCCGUUCAGAUUUAUGACAAUUUUUAUUUAAGGGUUCUAAUUUCGAUUGUAGUUUUUUGGAUUUAAUCUUAAAUUUAAGAUUUUAAGUUAGGGUUCUAGUUAAAACCAGUAAUUCUAAAAAUGUAUACAUUUUUAUUUGUUCGUGCACGGCCUUUUGGUAGUUAAGUGGCAUUGCUCAUGUUCCCUACGAAGGGGAACAUGGCCUACGGAUGACGAUGACUCACCGUGAGCAACUUUCCGUUAUACAGUCCACUGUCGAUGACCCUACAAUUUGACAACCUGAUGCAACUAGCUGUUUGAAUGACAGCUAAACCAAUAGGUAUGUUGAUGUAUUACAGAACACUAAUUCGCUGUCGAAACAGAGUGCGUUUGUCAUUUGUUGACAAUAGUCGAUAAAAUAAUAAUACUGUACUGUUGUAACUUAUUAGUAUCUAUAGAUUAUUUUUAUUUUAACUUAAAUACACAAACAUAGAGUUCAUAAGUAUUAGGUCAUAACAUUACUUAUCAGAUAUCAUUAUUUCACAAGAAAUAAACAACUCUAAAUAAAAAUAAUUUAUCAAAGCAGUCGUAUUUUAGUCUGUGGUAUAAGCAAUAUAGCCGAUCAAUUGAACACAUUCUACGAAAGAAAAACAAAAUUAUUUAUCAAUGUUAAACCCGUUUUUUUAGUUUAAAAAUAUGGGUUUCGAUUCCGGUUCCGGUUAUUUGAAAAUAUUUAAAUUCGGUUCCGGUUUCUAAUAUUUUAAGGGUUUUCGGGUUCCAAAACCGGUUCUUUUCGGUUCGGUUCCAGUCCCUGGUUUGUCUAUUAAAUCGGAAAAACUGGCAGUUAUCGGUAUAUUUUUUGUUAAUCUUUGGGUUACCUUGGUAGAAGGAGAAAAAACGCGAACAAUACGCUGCUCAGCAUCAUUUUUCAUUAGCAAUAGUGUAUUGUCGUGUACAAAUUUAAAUUGAAUUACUCUAUGUAUUCACUACUCAAAAUUCUCUCCUAAGAUAGUAGCAUACACAUCAGCUGUAUCAGUUUUUUGUUUUUUAAAAAAUUCGAAAUAAAUUAUUUGUUUUGAUAGAAUCGUUUUUUCUAGAAAAUAACAACAUGACCCGUUAAUUAAUUGACCAUUUAAACAAGUUAGAAUAAUCGUUUAAAACGCACGAUUAUUAUGCCUAAAAAGGUUAAAACCUUAAAAUUGUUAAAAUAUGGUGCAAUUAUAUGCUAGAGAGUAGAUACGAAAAUCACGUAAUAAUUAGAUAUUGUAAAUUAUUAAUUAUCUUCAGAAUCAAGUCUGUAAUGUACAUUGCAAUUUUUCGAUCUGUGACAAAAUAUAUGUUAAGUAUAUGGAAUAUUUUUUUUUUUGUGCAUUUCUUUCUUAAUAACUUAAAAUAAAAUCAAAUUAAUUUUAUUGUCAAAUAAUUGUAUAUUUAACUUUUACACUAAGCAUCUGCAAGUGUUCUCGAACCGCAACUCUAUAUCACUCCCAUUAUACGUAUUAUAAUAUUAUACGCCACUUCAAAAUAUUAUCUCCUCUAUCGUUUCGCCUCUGGUAGCUGUAAUGUAAACAUUUUAUUUUUGUUCCAUUUUGAUUAUCUCUUUAGGUAAAUAGUAAACAAUACUUACUAUUUCAAUAACUGAUGUACCCACGCAGUGGCUAUAUCAUUAAUUUACCGUACAUAGAUAGGUACUAUUAUAAUAAUAUAAAGUGCCUACGGUUAUAUGUUUACAUGUUAAAAUGGUUUAAAAUUGAAACUUAUUCUUGUCAUGUAAACACUUUGAAAUGAUUUAAAAUAACAAUCAGUUUUUAUAUUCUAUAUUCAGUUUAAUAUUCUUUAUAUUUCUUUUAUAUUCUAAGAAUUUUUAGAUUUGAAGCGUAGUGAGUUUUAAUAUGACGUGUGGUUUUUUCCAUUUAGAGAAAAAACUCCUGGGAAAAUCAAAAAAAUUACCUUCAUAAAGUAUCACCCCAGUCGGAGCAAAAUUGUCGGUAGAAAAGCUGUUCACAAUAAAAAAAUAAAAAAAAUAAACAUCAUUGUAAAACUAACCUUCUGAUUACACAAUCAAGAGAUAAUUUCUAAUGAUAAAUCUCAAAACAAACGUCAUCACGGGAGCAGACAGUUAUUUACAAUUUAAUUUUCUCGAAAUCGAGUUUAUGUUUGUUAGUUGCAACUAGUAGGGUGCCGAAGAGUUUUUCGCUCGUGGUAUUAUAAUUUAUAACAAUGUAUAAUAUCUCAUUGUGAAAGACGUUUUUUGGUGAUGUUUGAUGUCAUAAUACUAUAACAUAAUCGUAAAUUAUGAUAAAUAGAUAUUUACCAUAUUGGUAUAUACUGCAUGACGUAUACCUACGUGAUACACCUAACUGCAUAAUAAUUGUUAAUAUUCGCAUUAGGUCAAACAUACAUAUAAAUCUAAUAACCAAACCGCAUAUCAUACCUACCUAUUAUUUAAUCGAAUAUUGCCGUGGUGCUCUACUACGACCUCGAUUAUACGACGACUUGGACGUGGAUAUUUACUUAUGUAUAUAUAUUUUUAGCCGUUAUAUACAGGCAUUUUUGAAAGUUUUAAGUACCUUGUACCUACCUACCUACCUACCUACAACCUACCGAUUAAUUUUCAUUUACAGAUAUCAUUCAAUCGAAUUAAUGUGUUUAAAAUGUUUGAUUCUAUGUUGGACGAGUGAAUUUUCGUCGGAACAACGUGUACUUACCUCAUAAAUAUAUGUGUUGUAAAUUGUACCCACCAUAUUAUCAGAACUAUGGCCUGCAUUUAAAUUCAUUUAAGUGAAUUUAAAUCGGUCAAAAUAUACCCCCUUAUAAAAAAAAAAAAAAAAAAAAAAAAAAAACAAACAACCGAAAAUUCAUUAUGAUAUUAUGUAUACAUAAUUUCAUUGAUGAAAGUCGGAUAGGACUUUCCAGGUCAGUGUCAUAUUAUCACUGUACUCGGAUCUAUUAAAUUAUAUUAGGUACCUAAUAACUACAUACUACGCAUAAAUUUCGAGUUGCAACGGUCGUGAUUUAGUAAUAAUUGUACGCGCCAACUCAAAUGCAUAAUAUUAUUAUUGUUAUUUAUAUAAGUAUGUAUACCUACUUGAAACUAUUAUAUUAAGCAGUGGGUGUUGUUCUAAUAUUAUAAUAUGUUCUUGUUGUGUGCGAGUUGCAUUUCCCGUUCAAUUCAUUAUUACAACACGUCUUUAUUACAAGGAUUUAGUUUAUAAUAUUAGCAUGUAUUAUUUUCGUCGAUGAUGCCGUAAAAAUAAACACGUGUCAGUGUCAAAACGGUAAUUUAAAUAUUUUUUAAGUAUUAUUUUUAUUAUUAAAUAGUACGUCUAUCGCGACAAACUGACUGCUCAGGUUUAUUCGUAAACAAAUUUGUUUGCGAUUCAGAAAACAUUUUAGAUUCGGAGCGUAUAGCGAAAAAGCUAUAAUAUUAUAGUUUUACUAAUAUGUGGACUUUUGAUCGCAUGACGGUACUUAUUUGAAAACUGACAACCGAAAUAUUAUAACGAUAUGUUGGUUUUAUUUUUGUUGAUUUCUGGGUUACCUUACUUGCCUUUCAAGGAAAUAAAAUCACGUUCGAUGCUAUAUUAUAUUACAUUACUACAGUAUACCAAGAUCUAAUCAGAAUAGGUUUUUGAUUGCAAUGAUGCUUACACUCGCUUUCAGUAGAUUAUAAACUAAAUUAAUCUAUAUCCUAAUCCUAUACCUUAUUUUCUCUUUACAACAAUGGUCUACCCAUGUAUGAACUGCACAAUAUAUGUAUGUCGUCUGAAUAACCGGGCGAUUUAUAUCUAUAGUAAUUUUAUAACUCUAUUUUUGGCAACAUAAAAAAUAUUUUCAAAAAAAAAAUUUUAAAAAUGGUGAAAAAAAAAAUACUCGUCGUAUAUUUAAAUAAACAUAAUUAUUGUUCUAAUAAGUUUGAGAUUUGUGAUUAAAAAUUUGUUAUGAGCUUGUUUCCUUACUUGUUAUUAUAUAUCAUACAGGUUGGUUCAAUAUGAAUAUUACAGCUAUAAUACAAUAAUACAUCACGUAAAUAUAAAAAAAAUUACAAUAAAAAAGUUGUUCGAUUUAUAAACAAUUAAAAUAAUUUUUAAUUUAGGUAGGGGGAGACUAGUGGAAUACUAUUCAAACGCCGCGCACUGUGCCACCAUACAUAAAAGUGAAUACAUAGUGUUCCACGUACUUAAAUUAAAAAGUAGAAUAUUUCGUCAACGGGUUGUCGAGAUAUUUCAUCAUCAAAAUGUAUGUGAACUAAUACUCUAUUUAUUUACGGAAUUCUGAAAAAAAAGGUUCCCAUUUGAAUUUCAAAAGUUGACCACAAAAGACCACUUCCAAAAAAUACCGCAGAAAAAAAAGUUCAAAUUGUUUUAGAUGUUUAUAAAUUGAAAAAUGUUUGUAUUAUAAAUUUCCUUUAUUUUCAGUAUUUAAAUAAUAAAGUGGCUGUAACGUAUAUUUUGAUCCACCAUCUAUACUAUAUUAUUUACAUAAAUAAAUAAAUUCUAGUUUAUUUUAAAAUAAAUAAUCUAUUAACAGUAACAUAAAUAAAUAACAUUAGAUAUAUGUAUGAUUUAUUUAUUUAUCAAAACAAAUAUAUCCAUAAUGUAUAAUAUCUAUUAUUAUUUUGACCCGCUACCCACACAACUGCCUAUUAUUAAUAAUGCUUUUUUUUUAUUUAUUUAUUUUUUAUUUUACGUAGAAUUUUCCGCGGUGAAAAUAAAAAAAUAAAAUUCCUUUUAUUAUUCGCAUCUUUCAAUAUUGUAUUAUUGGUAUAUGCAUAUUCAAGACCAACAAAACACGAAUUAAUAAAUUAUUGUUAAUUUAAAUUUGUUUACCUUGAAUAAUAAAAAUAAAUAGCCAAUAGCAAAUAUCGUAUGAUAAUGUGAUAGAUUAGAGAGGUUAAAAAUAGCUUGACUGUAUUAUUUUAAUUCAUAAAAAUGAUAGCACUUUGAACUUGUAGUGGAAACACAUCUUUUUUACGUGUUUGUUCAAAACUUCAAAUCAUUCAAUAUUAUUAUUAAAGUUUGAAUAUUAAAGUAUAACAAUGAUUAUACUCUUGUUAUUGACUUUAUGAAUAAAAUGUUAUAAAAAAAUUGUCCGCGUAAAACGGUUGAAAAAGACUCUAUUUUCAAAUGUAAUACGGCAUUGUCGGCAUUGGCAUUAAUAUUAGAACAAAAACAUAAUACUAAUAAAAAAGUUAAUAUUAUUAUUUGUAUGUAUUUUAAUGGUAAUAUGACUAAAAUUAUGGAAGUUUUCUUUAUAUAUAUAUUAAUACAUAUAAAUAAAUAAUAUAAUAGUAUUAUAGUAUGGUAAAAUAGUUAUUUAUGAUAUUAUUAGAUAUACUACACCUAGAUGGUAUAUACUAAUAAGUAACUAUUGUUAAAAAUGAUUUGAUAUGAAUAUUAUUAGGAGGUUAGUACUCGUAAUUAUUUUUCGUAAUAGGUAAUGAUAAUAAUUUUGUUAAUAAUGUAUUUAUAUUGUUGAAAUAUAUUUUAUUAUACUCUAAAAUUUUUUUUAAAAAAGUUUUUUUAUUUUUUUUCAUGGUCUGACAUUUGGUUAUUAUAUUUUCUUUUCUAUAGGUAAAUAUCGUUCUAAUAUUUAAAUAAAAUUGUAUAAUGUAUUUCGUAAGUUCAUAAUCAUGUUCCGUACAGCCAACUUUAGACCCAAUGCCUUGAAAAUUACUCCAUCCGUAUCAAAAAACUACAUGUUUAUAAUAGGUUUAAGUAAAACUUCCUAAUUGAAAAUUUUAACUAAGUAUAUUCAGGCAUAAACUUAUGUAAAAAUUAGAAGCAGUAACGCAAUUUCAAAAGUUUAGAAAUAAAAUACGAAUAAAGAGAAAUUUCACGAAAUUAAUUUAUUAAAAGGAGGUAUUUUAGAAAUAAAUGUAAAUAAAUAUAUUAUAAUAUUUUAAUUUUGAAUUUCGUGAAUUACGAAUUUUUCCAACUAUGUCUAGUAUAGGAGUUAACACUAUAUCAAUGUUAAAGAUUACCUACUUUACUUGGAGUUUACUAUCUUUUCGAGCAAAACCAUGGGAGUACAACAUGUAUACAUCUUUGAUUUCAGAGAAGAAGGGUUUAAGUGAGUUGACAUUGUAAAAUUAGGAGUUUGUGUUUUUAUUAUGUUGACAUUCGUCCGCCAAAACUCAACCCUCUAGCGUUUUUCACCACCGAUGAAAACGUGGCUUAUCACAGCCGAGCGACUAUACUCUAUUUCGAAACAAUGAAUAUUUAACCCGACCGAAAAUGCUGCGGAAUAUGCGGUAAAGAACGCCGUGUAUAGUCCCGGCCUGUUAUAUAAUUUUAACGUAAAUAAAAUCGUAAAUAUUACAACCAUUCAGAACAUAAUAAAUAACUGAACUUUGCUCAAAAUCGUUUUUCGUUAGCAAAAGUUUAUCGUUGGUUACAAAUAUAAAUUAAACUAAUUUACGUAUCUUACCUUUCUAAUUUCUUACCUGCAACAUUGGUAUACUGGUCAUCAGUAUCAGCUAUUUUUUUAAUUUGUAUUUUUGGUCUACAUUUCAUAAUCUUAAAUAAAUCGUACAAAAAAAAAUACCAAAAAUCCACUUCAGUCUUUCUUCCCUAAGACAAUAUAUAUGUAUCUAUUAUACAGUGGAAUAGUCCCUUUAGCGGGGAAAAUCCGAAAAAAUUAAAAUUUAAAAACAAUAAGAAAUAAAAUGUAUGACGUAGAUACAAUUGCGGAAGAAAAAACAUUGUUCAAAGUGUCUACGACUUUGUAAGUGAUAUACACAUUAAGAUAACAAAGCAAUAGAACAAAAAAGCUGUCCUAGGAUAAAGGAGAUAGGUGCAGCUACUGUUGUAGGUGGCGAGUUGAGAAGGUAGAAUAUAGACGGGAAUUUAAUGUAUAUCUGUAAGCAAGAAAAACCGAUUCCGAGCAGAGUACAGUUGAUAGUGUUGAUUUGUCAUCAAUAUAUAUGUCAUAGUAAAGUAAAAUAAUUAAAUAGGCAUUAUAUAUUUUCUUUAAUAAUCGUAUAAUAUUGAACCGAUUUUCUAGUUUUUCCUACGAUUUUUCCUAUGUUUUCCUUCGGUUUUUCACAUUUUUAAGGAAAACUCCAGGGAAAAUCAAAAAAUUACCUCCUUUAAUUACCUCUUUAGUCAAAUUUACUUUUAGAAAAAGUGCUAUCAUUAUAAGUUAGAGCAAAAAUUGUACGUAGAAAAGUUGUUCACAGGAAAAAAAAGAUGCCGUAAUAUUCUUUAUACUUUUAACCUAACCUAACCUUACCUACAUUUGGUACAUUUUCGUUCAGUUUGUCUUGGUUUUUUUAAUAUGUUGAGAAAACUCUUGAAAAAACCGAAAAAUGAUACCCCUAAAGUUCCGCCCCAAUCAAGUUUUCUUUCAGAAAAAAUGAUACACUUGUAAUUUGGAGCAAUAUGUGGGUAGAAAAGUUGUUCACAGUUUAGAAAAAAAAAAAAAAAAAACAUUAUUGUUAAACUACGCUUCUUCGUUCCCCUCAGAAUCUAAAAAAAUACAGAUGGUUCGAACAUUAAAAGUACUGAAAUCUAAUGUCAAUUAAGUAUAAUAUUUUCAAACACAUACAACCACGUGUUAUGUUUGUUUUAGAAAUGGUAAAUACAAACUUUGGAAAUUCUACCAUGGCCGCCGUACCGUUAAAGAUAAGCCCGAAUAACGGAGAUGGCGAAUGGUCGGCCAUCAUGGUACACUCGAACAGGACGGGCGCAAACGUAUUGCAUGUCAGGGUAAGAUCAAUGAUAAUACGAUUAUGACAGAAUAAAAUAAAUAAGAAUACGGGACACUAAAUUUAAAAUGCUGACGACAAAGCGUUUUUUAAAUGUUUAUGGUUGCCUAUAAUUAGCCCCUUACGUUUUAUCGUAAUCAGUUGUUUGAUAAACCAGAACUUUUUAAUUAUGUAAGCUGUUGUUAAUGUUAUUAUAUGAAAUAAAAAUGUUCAUGUUUCUUUUCAAAUAUUGCUUAACAUUUUAUUAUUUAAAUUGUACAAAUUCGAACUUUAAAUGAUUGUAAAAAAUAAUUAUUCUACGUUCAACUUUAUUUGUUUUGCCACUAAAAUACGUAACUUAUGAUUAAACUCGUAUUAAAUUUUUUAGCAUUUUGACAACGCCAAAAUAAUUAAAUCUACUCGUAAAACCAAUAAUGAAUCAAAAAAAAUGCCAAGAAACUGUGGUUAAAUACUGUAGAUUGGUAUUUACGUUUUGGUAUUUUUUUGGCUAAUAAUAUUAUUUACAUUAUACAUUUAAGGCGUUUUUAUAGGCAACCCGCUAUGACGCUAGAUCACUACGUAGAGCACAGUUUCCUAGAAAUUUAACGAGUGUCCCGCAUGGUCAUCUGUAGAAUUUGAAUGAUAAAAUACAUAUAAAAUUUAUUUCGUGUACUGAUAUGUGUGUUCGAAAAUUAUUUAUAGAUUACGCCGCCGAACAAUUGUAUCGUGGGAAAAUGGAUAAUGGACGUGGACAUCCGAUGUGGGCAAAUGGUGACGUUGUUUUCGGCUCAAAAAAAUCCAAUGUAUAUACUGUUUAAUCCUUGGUGUCCAAGUAAGCUUCAACAUAUUAUAGGCAAUUUAGGCUAUGAUAUAUUUCUUUUGCGCAUAUUUUUAAACAGUUGAUGUUUACAAUAACAUGUUAACACUCAAAAUAUUCGACUGUUCAAAAAUCGUUUUACGCAGGAAAAAAAAUAAAGGCCUACUUUAUUAAGAAAUAAAAUUUUAAGCACAAAAAAGGAUGGACAUACUUCGCACGUGGGUGCAGCCACUGUUGUAGAUGAGAAGUUGGGAAGGUAGUAGAGGGGAAAUUUAAAGUAUAUCUGUAAGCAACGAUGAACCAUUUCUAACGAAAAAACAAUUCUAAGCAAAGUUCAGUUGAUAGUGUUGUUUCAUCAACAAUGUAUAUGUAUAAUUAAAUAUGUAUUUUAUAUUUUCUUUAAUAAUUUUAAAAAUAUUUGUUUAAUUUUAAACCGAUUUUCCAGUUUUUACUACGUUUUUCCCAAUUAUUCCAAUUUAUUGGGAAAAUUCCUGGGAAAAACAAAAAUAUGACCUCCUUAAAGUAUUUUCCCAGUCCGAUUUCCUUAAAAAAAAGUGCCACUUUUAUUAAUCGGAGCAAGAUUUCUGGUAGAAAAGUUUGCACAACAAAUCAGUGGAUAUUUUGCGAUUGAAAUAGUCCGAGCGAAUGAUAGCUUGGUCUCUAGGUACACCUAAAAUGCUGUUACUUGUUCCUUGUUUAGGUAAAAGAAAAAAAUUAAAUGCAAACAAUUUUUUUGGAAACCCGGGUUUGAACUCAUGGAUAAAAAUAAGUAGGAUGAAAACAAGUAUCUAUCACCAUUAGACUACGACAGACAUAAUGUAAAGAAGGCAAUAUAGAGUUAUUUAACUUAACAUAUAAUAUCCGCAUAAUAUCAGAACUUUAAAAAGUUAUAAUUUCAAAAAUAAGUCAGUCCGCUUAAUUCUGAUUUCACCAUCGUUCUUAAAUCGGCAAUAUACAUAUGUUCAAAACAAGUGGCACCGAUCUCCUCUGAAACAUCUAAGCCAUUUUAAGUAACAUAACAACUUAAAACACCCACCCCAUCGGUGCUGCACAUAAGUAGAAGUUUAAUCUAUUCCCUUCUAACCCCCUUUAAAAAGAUCAUCCGUCCCGAGGAUAUCUAUUACAAAGACCUUAAAAUUAUUUAUUAGAGUAAACAUUUUUUUAUGAAGAAAAUAACUGAUUUUAAAGAUCAAUUUUUACUGGGGGUAUUACACCAUAAUUGUAAUAAACACUUCAAUUUUCUAACACAAGAUCUAUUUUUGUUUAAUAACGUAGCAAAAUAUUGCCUCUUAACGACUAAUGCGGGGGUUCUUAACCGGUGGUCCAUGGCACCCUAGGGGGUCCGUAGAGGGUAACUCGGGGGUCCAUAAAGUGGGUGUGAGAUUUUUAAAAUUACCCAAAUAUAAAUUUGUUUCAAAUUAUUCGAUGAAUCAAAAUCGUCGGUUAAGAUAAAAAAUGUUAUGUAUAUAAUGUAAACUUUUUUUGUGAACAUUGUGUUCAUCAUGUAUAUUUAUUAUUUACGUAAACUUGAAUGGUUGUUCAUAUUAUUUUGGUAAAAUAUUCGAUAACGCUAUUGCCUAUUAGAUAAAAAUUAAAUUUGUCCGCUCGGUCACUCAAAACACAACGGGAAAAACUAGUCAUUAUUAGUUCAUACAAUAUCAUAUCUAGAUUACGAUAUUUAUGUAACAAUACAAUUUAAAAAUUUUAACUGAACACGAAAACCUAUCUCUCAGCUCUCAAUAUACCGCGUUGCAGUUGACCCGUCGCGACGACCUCACCUAACCGUCGCGGCACCGUCGCGCUGCACACAGUGUCGUUAAACUCGUUAAAUUGUGUUUUGUCACCUUCGUAUUCCGACCGUUACCGCGUUGGAUUAUUUGCUCGUCAUAAUCACUCCAGUUUACGUAUUUCUUUAAUUUUAUUUUGUUGAAAAGUUAUUAUGUCAAUGUGAAAAAAAAAGAAAAUAUGAUAACUCAUAUACAUUGUAUGGUUUUACAUUUAUUACCGAACGCGAUGGUUCGCAAAAAUCGCAAUGUUUUCUUUGGGAACAAAUUCUCGCAAAUGGAAGCAUGAAACCAGUAAAACUCAAAGAACGUCUUGUUUCGUUACAUCCUUAACAUUCAUCAGAUAAUUUAGAAGUCUUUCAAACAAAAAAGGCACUUUUUGAAAAAGGUGGUACAUUAACCAAACUUGUAUUUGUACCUCCAUAAAAACCAUGUCUCGAAGCAUCUUACUAAGUAGCGUACCGCAUUACUAGAAAUAAGAAACCACAUACUAUCGGAGAAUCAUUAAUAAAACCAUGUGCAUUAGAAAUAAUAGAAUUGGUUUGUGGUUUAGAACAGCGAAAAAAAAUUGAAGCUUAUUAAUUAUUAUAAAACAAAUUAUUAAAUCUUAACUUCCAUUUUUUUCAUAUUCUGAAUUUAGCAAAGAAUGUGUUGGUUUUAAAAAGAUUUUUAUUAUUUUAUUAAUUUUUUAUGUGAACACUUUUUUUUACCAGAAAUCUUACUCCGAUUAUCAAAAGUAAAGCAGCUUUUCUGAAGGGAAAUGUUAUUUAGGCGGUAUUUUAGAAAGGUCGUUUUUUUUAAAUUCUCAUUAAUAUUUGAGCCAAUGAGGAUAACUUGGUACUUUACAUUAUAAUAGAUUGAAAGAUUAAAAAUAAGGUUGUCAUUAGCAACCGUUUUUAUUUAAUUUUAUUAUUUUUAAGUUUUUAUAAUCUUAAUCUUUUUUACACAAUCUUUGCUGUCGUGGAAACGCACAUUGUAAUCAUUUGACUAUAAUAUGACAUAUAUAUAUUGUUGACAAAACAACACUUCUCAACUGAACAUCACUCAGAAUUGUUUUGUCGUUAGCAAUGGUUUAUCCUUGCUAAAAGAUAUCCUUAUAAAAUUAUAAAAUUAUUAUAAAAUUUAUCCUUGCUAUACAUUAAAUUGCCAUCUGUAUCCUACCUUAAAAACUUCCCACCUACAACAGUGGCAGCUCCCACGUACUAAAUAUGUCCAUCCUUUUUUCAAAUGCUGUUUAAAAACAACAUUUGUCAUGUUAAACAACUGUCAUGUUACGAAAGAAAUGGAAACGUUUCGUUAGAUAAUAUUAUGGUGUUCUCCAAGAAAUUUAGUGAAAACCACUUGUAUUGUAAUAGUUUUAAAAUUAUAUUUUAAAGACCGAAUUAGGAAGUAGUUUCGUUAAACCGUGUUUUCUCUAGUCAUAUUUUUAAUAAAAUAUUACUUGUGGUCCAAAAAAAAAAAAAUCCAGGUUUUUAAUGUUGGUUUUUUCUUUAGAUAUUAUAUUUUUAUAUUUCUACAUUAUUAAAAAAUACAAACGCUAUAUAAUAUAAUUAUAUAAUUUGGUUUUGUGCAGCUGACGAAGUUUAUAUAGAAAGCGAAGAGCUCAAAAACGAGUACGUGUUGAAUGAGGAGGGGCUCAUGUGGCGAGGAAGUUAUAACAAUCAAAAAGCUGUGGUGUGGAAGUACGGUCAGUUCCAUAAGGACAUGUUGGAUUGCAGUUUCUUGCUGCUGUUGAAAAUUCGGCGUUUAGGACUCAUAUACUGCAAUGAUCCGGUUCAAGUGUCCAGAAACCUGUCGGCCGCGGUGAGCGUUAACAUCGAAAAACUCUUUCGCGAAAAGGCCUAACUUAACCUCUAAACCUAUCAUUGAUUUGUUUGUUUAUAUACGAGUAUAUUAUUUUAUGAUUUAGGUAAAUGCUCCCGAUGAGUUGGGAGUUAUCCACGGCAAUUGGACCGACGAUUUUUCAGGCGGAACGCCACCUACCAGUUGGAUGGGAAGCGUGGAUAUUUUAAGUAGAUUCAUCAGAACGAAAAAACCGGUUAAGUACGGACAGUGUUGGGUUUUUGCCGGUGUUCUCACUACGGGUUAGUAUAGCAUAAUAUUAUAGUACACAUUGUUAUGAUUAAUGAUAAGAUACCGAUGACCUAACAAAGUGCAUAGGCUAUUACCAACAAUAUUUUUAAAAAAUCUUUUCAUAACCUAAACGACCAAUAAUCCUAUCUCUAGUUAUCAAAUCGUAACAAAAAUCGUGUUGGAAAAUGAUUUUAUGAUGAUCGAAACUUAAAGUUCUACUCAUAUUUCCAUAUAAAUGAUUAAAAUAAAGUAUUUUAUCGAGUUAUUCAGUUUAUUUCGCUUUUACUAUAGACUUAUAAUAGAUAGACCGUUUUGUAUAUAGCUUCUUAAUGCAAAAAUUUGCGCAAGACGGACCGCAGACUCUAACAUAAAAUGGCUUUUACACGUUUAUAGUAUUGUUAUAAUGAUUAUAUUGUACAGUAUGUAGAGCUAUUGGAAUACCUUGUCGACCGGUAACGGCAUAUUGUGCGGCACACGACACGCAGAAUAGUCUGACGAUCGAUUAUUUCGUAGGCGAUGACGGGAAAAUAAUGGAUGAAUUGCAAGUCGACUCUAUUUGGUAAGUUUAUAACCCAUGUCUUAAAAUAUUAUAAUACGCCAAAGGUGGUGGUACUGGAAAUUUUCUGGACUUUUCUGUCCAUGAAAACUAAAUUAAUAACAAUUAUAAUUUAGUUGUCAAAUAAUAAUUAAAUCGUAUUUUCCAUCCGUGUUUUCAAUGUAACAAUAAAUAAACAGAAAAAAAAAUUAAAUUUUUUGAAUUAUAAGAUUGAAAGUCCAGUGUCAUCCACCCAUUAGAGGUUUAACUCCGGAAUAAAAGUAGCCAAAAUAUAUCCUAGAUAACACAAUCUAGCAAUGAAAGUCCCAUCGAAAUCGGUUCCACCGUUCCUGUGUCAUAGUGGCGGCUUGUGAGGCUAAUGUUCUGAAAAUUAUAAUUGAAUGGGGUGUUAAUAAACAUACACAGAGAGAUGGUCAACAUAUUUGUUGACUUCAAGCUUCGGUUAUCAGAGUAGUUAUUAUUUUAAAAUUGAAAAUAUACCUAUGAGUAAAACCACAGGUACAUAUUUUUUUCUGAAACCAAUCAACGUAUAUUACUAAAAUAUUAUGUUUUAUGUAAACGAAAUUCUGUUUAAGAUUUUUAAAAAUGUAGUUUACAAUAAAUUAAAGGUUUUAUAAAAUGUAAAUAUUUCAGUUUUAUUACACCUAGUGUAAAUGUUUAAUAAAUUGAACGGCGGUACACGAAAACAAAUACGAAAGUUCAAAACAAUUCAGACGAAUCAGACGGACCACCACAAGCGACGAUUCGAAGACAGAAAUAUCAAAUAACAAAAUAAUAUGACACAUUCACAACGGUUGUCGGUUAGGUUAUCGUUAAAUCAAUUCCACCGUCCUCCAGCCGUAAUACCGGUGUAUGGCAUAUUAUAGUGAAAAUAAUAACGCUGUGACAAUAAUAACUGGAUACUAGUUAUGUGUUUUGUACGUGUAUUACGUAGAGGUGAUGAUCAUCGCGCAUGCGCAAUUCUAUUUAUUUAACAGUCGUGUGAUUUGCGUAAAUAUGAGUGUAUGUGAUUUAUAUUUUAUAAUAUAUACACAAUAAACAGUGUGCGGUGCACACACACGUAAAAAUUCAGAGGCGAUAUUAGACGGUGCCUCUUUGACAUUAUCCGAACAUCGCCGCCGGCUGUAACACCCGCGAAGCACGUUUGUUUACGUAAUAAUUAUUUCGUGCGUUUCUUAUCAGCCCAUAGAAUAAACACCGGAUGAUAUACUAACGACGCAACAACAAAAUAUGACGAUUCAUAAUUAUUAUAUUUCGUAAAUAAGAAUUUUUUUUCCCAAAUAAAAUCGUAAAUAAAUUAAAAACUGUUGACGAAAGAUGCGCGAUCGGUGAGCUAAGAAGUAUGCUUUUUGAAUAUUAUUCUACAAAAUUUUUAAUGAGGCACCACCUCACUUGCCUCACACCUAAAGCCGCCACUAUUCUGUGAUUAGGCCGGACAGACAAACCGAAAUUUCAAUUGUUUUUAUACGUAUAAGAUAAACGAACCUGUAACCUGUAACUAUAAAAGACAUAUAGUAGUUAAUAACAUAUGUUCUAUAUAUAUAUAUACAUAAUUAUAAUAUUAUAACCUUUCGUGUAUAUAAUACACAUAUGAUCUAACCACUAAUAAACUAACCUAUUAUUACAAUUACCUUUACCAAUAUUGUUCAAAAUCCCGGAACCCAUUAUCCGAUGAAAGGAACUACCACGUGUGGAACGAGGUUUGGAUGGCUAGGCCAGACCUGAAAGUGCUGGAUCGCAGCUGGCAAGUGAUCGACGCCACACCGCAAGAGCUUAGUGAUGGCCAGUUCAAGUGCGGUCCCGCCAGCGUCACUGCUGUUAGGACCGGCGAAAUCCGUGCACCGUAUGACACGGCUUUCGUGUUUUCUGAGGUGAACGCUGAUAAGGUAUACUGGAGGUACUACGGCAUAUCUCAACCAUUGAAGCUGUUGCGCAAGGAAACGGAGGCGUAAGCAAAGUUGUUUAAAUCAGGGACUGUAACCUUGAUGAUUUUAUCGGUUCUGAUUCUGGUUCCGGUUCUGGUUAAUACUGGUCCUAAACUAAUUUCUUUUGAAUACAAUUAUAUAAAUUAAAUAACUUUAUGUAUCCCUCCUUCCCAACUAUUCACUUACAAUAGUGGCCGCACCCGGUUCGUUUACUUAAAGCCGUAACUUGGUUGGUUUGAACGUACGUGGGUGGGAUUUUUACUAGUCUAGUGUAUAUAGGUCUAUUAUGGGCACUUCAUAUAAAUAGUACCUUCUUAUAUGAUUUUUGGAUCAAAUAUAUCUCGUUAAGAUCUAGUGAUAGGAAAGUGGUUUUAACGCCUACGAAUUUGGUUUGACGCCCCACAUAAGUCCCUCCAUAGUUUGAUAUCAUAAAAUCUCUUCCAAAAGAACUAUUCUGGAAGUCGUCUUGGAACUCGUCAUGAGCUGGAGGACAAAUUUUUCGGAUCCAUAUAUAAAAUUCAGAAAAAACAAUGUACAUAUUUUUGGUAUAAUCAAGGUGUAUUAAUAUACAUACAGAACCGGAUUAAAGGGGAGCCAAGCGGGCUAUAGCCCAGCUACUCCCUCUCAAAAAAAAUAUUACGAGCUUGCAGCGUUUCUACAAUUAUUAAUAUACAAUUUAAAAAAUUAUUUUAACAAUAUUUAUUAAAAGACUUCGAAGGUGUCGACUGUCUUGACAACGAAUUUUAGUCCAAAUGAUUACCAAAACCUGCUUCAUUCUAAAAGUUUGAUUCAAUCUAAAUUAUGUUGUCAUUUUGGAUCUAUGAGAGCAUUAUUUAUUAAUUAUUAAAUAUUCUUAAUUUUUUGAAAAACAUAAAUUAAAUAAUGAUACUGAAUUUGAUGAUAAUUUGAAAACAGAAUUAUCAGUUUCUUCAGAUAUUGACAAUUGUAGUGCAAUAGCAAAACUUCUUUAUGAACGAAAUCUUAUUGAUAUUUUUAAAAAAUUGUAUAUUAAAUUUAGAUUAUAGCUGACAAUAACGUUGGCAAUUUAUGAAACAAGAUGCUUAUUUUCAAAGUUGGCUUUAAUUAAAAACGACUAAGAUCUACACAAAUUGAAGAUAGGUUGAACGAAUUAAUAAUUAUAUCAAUUGAAAAUGACAUAAUAUGUAAAAAAAAAACUAUCAUUUGAUGACGUUUUAGAUACUAUUGUAUCAAGUAAAUUUAGAAAAAAAAUAUUUUAAAUAAUCAUUUGUUUGUAUUUUUGUAUUAAUGUCAUAUAUUUUACAUUUUAACCCUUAAUUAGUUUGUAUUUUUUAAUAAAUGAACAAUGUAACGUAAAUUUGCUCUCUAGGGGAAAAUAUUUUUCUUAUUUAACUAAUAAAUAUCAAUUGACAUAUUAUAAAAAUACUUUUUUUGUAAAAUUAGGGCCCCCAAAAAUAAAUUAGCUCAGGGCCUACAAUUUCACUAAUUCGGUUCUAUAUAUAUAUAUAAAUACGCCUUGGGUACAGUAGUAUAGUUUCAUAUUGAUAAUGGUUAUCUGAAGACUACUGUGAUAGAAUAGUUAAAUAAUCGUUUGGUACAACUAUCGCAUGUCUACUUAUGAUAUAAGUUUUAUUAUUUUUGAUAUUAUAUAAAUCAUUUAAAAUGUUUUAAUCACUUUAGUCAAGUUACAAUUUAUUAACUUCUUAAUAAUAUACAUAGUUUUGAUAAUACAAAAUGCAUAUUAAUUCAUUAAUGAUAUGAGAACAUUGUUUAAUCUUUGUAUCGCUUCUCUUUUAUUUAUAUACUUAUAUCAUACAAUAUAAAAUAAUUGUAUAUAAUUUUAUACAAAAAUAUUAAUUUUUUAUGAUCACUGUGAUUAGAAGAGUAUACCAUAGGACAGUUCCUAUUGAUGUUAAAUCGGAGUCGGUAAAUUGCGUCCCCAAAAAAAGGUCAUAGUCAUAUACUAUGUAAAUUGCGGCCCAUGUACUUUUAAAACAUACGUAAAUUGCGUCCCGCAAUAUAUAUAUUAUUUAGCAACGUUGCAUGGAAAUAAAAAUAAUUUAGCAUAUGCAAUCGUAUGCCUAAAUGGGUAUCGCCGAUAAGGACUACGUGCAAUCGUACUCCACCGGUAUUUAUAAUAUUUUGAAAAUCAGAAUCAUCCUACAAACUAUAUGGAUGCAUUUUGACAGUUAAAGAAGAUGUUUUUUUAUUUCUUAGAACCGAUAAGAACCUAAAAGUACUUACAAUAUAUAAACGGGUGCAGCCACUAUUAUAGAUAGUGCUUUCUGUAAUUCUGAGCGGAGUUCAGUUGAUAGUGAUGCUUUGUCAACAAUAUAUAACAUGUCAUUUUAUAGUGAAAUAAUUAAAUAGGCUUUAUUUAUUUUUUUUAAUAAUAUUUGUUUAAUGUUGUACCGAUUUUCUCAGUUUUUUUUACGUUAUUCCCGGUUUCCCCAUAUUUUAUCCCGGUUUUUCUUAUUUGCUAGGAAAACUCUUAAGAAAAUCAAAAAAUGAUUUUUUUAAAGUACCUCGCAAGUAAAAUUUCCUUAUAGAAACAUUGCUAUAAUUAAAGUUGGAGCGAAAUUGCUGGUAGUAAAGUUGAACAUAGAAAAAAAGAAGUCCAUAGUAUAUCGUAACUAAUAAAUUUCUUAUAUUUUCCCGGUUUUUUUUUUGGGGGGUUUUUCAAAUUUGAUGAGAAGAUUCCUGAGAAAAUCUAAAAAUGACCUUCCUAGUAGAAAAGAUGCGCACAAAUAAAAAAUAAUAAUAAAUAAACAUCUUUUUAGAAUUAUAGGCUUUUUCGCUUCACUCAGAAUGUAGAGCUAUAAUUAACCUUUAAAGACAGGACAUUUUUUUUAUUUGAUCAUUAACUUCCUAUACUCAUGUAAUCGUGACACCGUUCCUAUUAAUUAUUCUUAAUAUUGUAUCAAUUUUAUUGUAUAUUAUAUGUACAUUGUAAUAAUUUUUUGAAUUUGUGUAUAAGAAUCGGAAAACUAAUCUGUACAAAAGCGGUUGGUAGUUGGGAACAAGAAGACAUCACGAGCAUCUACAAAUAUCCCGAAAGUAUAUUAUUUUAAUUUUAUCUUAUCAUUUAACUUUUUGAAUACUCCCCCAACCCCUAUAAUGUGAAAAGAGAACUUUGAAAAAAGUAUUAUUUUUAAAUCUCUACCAAGUUCAUAAUAUGUAGGUGUACCAGUGACAAUUUUCAAAUACCUACUUUUUUUUUUAAAAAAAAAUUCUUCUUCUUAAUAAUAUUCGACUUACCAUAAAGUUAUAUAGAUUUACCGCUAUUUUCUAUUAAUCCGGUAAUAAUAUCAGAUUAUUGAAUAUUACUUUUAAAUAAAUUCCACGUUUUUUUUUUUUAUAUUAACGUGUAAUAUAUUACUCUCAAAAAUAUUACGAAAAACUGUUAAUUCAAAAUGUAAUUAUGUAUUUAUUUAUAAAAGCAAAACAAGUCAUUUUUAUUAAUAUCAAAUGAUAAAGUAAUCACACAUCGUGAAUUAUGUGACCAAAUUUGAGAUAUUAAUUGUUUUUAAUAUUUUUUCAGAUUCAAAAGAAGAAAGAGACACAAUGUUCAACGCGUUGAAGAAAAAUAAUAACUUAUUUAGCCGUUAUUAUUUAAAUGAAGAUUUCAACGAAAUCAAAUUUGACUUCGAGUUGAUGGACGAUAUAACCGUUGGAGAAAAUUUUAGGUACGAAUUGAAUAGUCAAUUCAGUGGGCAGUAUUUAUUUUAAUAUCUACAAUAUCUGCAUAUUAUAUGAUUAAUGAACUUACUAAAUCUUAACCUUUUUUUAAAUAACAUUUUGUAUAACCUAUUGGAUGUAAUAAUAAUAGUGUAAAACAAUGAAAAAAAAAAGACAAAUAAUUGGAAUAAUUAUUAACUAAUAAGAUCGUGUUAUCGAACGUAUAAAAACUAGAAUCUUGUAUGAACCGGGGUGGCCUGACCCAACCCUAGUUUCGACUGCUUCGAAGCCUAAUUGGGAUGAUUCAGUCCUAUUCAUUUUUCGGAUCGGAUUAGUUCGGACUCUAAAAUAGUUCAUAUUUUGGUUCAGGUUAAAUUGAGUCACCCCUAGAACUCUGCACGGACUGGGCGAUUCGAGUUUCGGCCCAAAACUGACACAACCAGUCUCGUUCGGAAAAAGUGCUAAAUUAUGAUUAUUUUUUGGAUCGAAUUGAGCUAGAUUUUCGGAUUUUGAAAUCGGAUUGGAUUGGAUUGAAUUUUUAUCGUGCCCGAGUAGGGCCCUAGUUAGAACGACCAAAUCAUUGUCGUCAUUGGAUUAGUGAAUAUACGUGUAGUCAGUUUAUAAGUUGAUUUAUAGAUUUUCUGAAAUAAAAUAUUUAUAAAUUGAACCAGUUUAAUAACUGGUAGUUGAUACCUACGAGUAUAUAUAAUUUAUAAAUUUUGAAUCCAUAAAUUAUGCAUUUCUACAGGUUCACUUUUGCUAUUAUUUUGAUUGUUAUUUAUAUGAAGUUUGAAAAUAAAUAUUACAUACUAAUCAUAUUUAGACAACCGAAAUGUUUGUUCUUAAACACAAAAUUUGACAAAAAAUGGAAAUCCUAAACAAAUUGUAUGUCCACAAAAAGUACACCCCCUUUGGAGAAUUCAUAUAUCCAGUGAAGCAAUUAAAGAGGGGGGUUAGGGGUUGUGACCUCCCAAAUUAUGUUUGUGAGUUUUUUUUUUAAAUUCUUCGUAGUACGUUGUUACAAUACAUAAAUAAGUGAUAACAUCUACGAAGUGUUUUGGUUAUAACUUACAAGUUACUAUAGACUUUAUAGUAUACUCUAUGAUAUAGAUUAAUAUAUAGGGCUGGACCUAUACCGAUAACUAAUGUUAAUAUUGGUACUAUCGGUAAAUCGGGUAUCGGUUUUAUUUUGAAUUGAUAGUGAAAUCGAUACGAUGUAUACAGUGCAAGUCACAUAUAAAUUUGUAUGCAAUGACUGUGGUUAUAGCAAUAAUUAUAUAGACAUUCUGAAAAAACUUUUGUUAAAUUACAACUUAUAUCGGUUGUCAAAUUUUAAAAAAAUACAAACAUUUUGUUGUAUAGGUUCAUAAAAUAUCGAAUUGGUUAUUCGAUUUAUAUCGGCAACGUGUAUUGGAAUAUCGAACAUCGGAAAAAAAUAUUUUUGGUUCAGUUCUAGUAAUAGAACUAUUAACUUUUUUUUGUUACCUGGAAUUUCAGUUAGUAGGUACUAAGUACAAGUGUUCUAUAUUAUAUUUAUUACAUGAACUCUAUGGUAUUUGGUAAUAAAUUAUUACAAACAUGUUCAGCGUUAAGUUUUAUGUUAUCAGUGUGGUUUUAUUAUCAAUGGAAAUAUCCGUUAAAUGUUAUAAUAUAAUUAUUAAUAGAAUAAUCGAGCGUGUCCAACGUAAGUUUCUCGGUUUAGUCGCCUCCCGUUUCAAUAUCCCCUAUCCACCGCACGAUUACUCUCCCAUCAUCCUGGAAUUACGCCUAUCUAUUUUUAAAAUUAGUCUAAAUUCUUUUUCAAUAUGCAUUAUCUAUACAUAAAAUGUAAGCAAUUUAAAGAUUUUAUUCAUAAACUUAAUUUAACCUUACCCCCUUCUCACUACCAAACACAUUUCGAAAUUGAGCUAUCUAUAACCAUCGCAUUACAUGUUCGAAUAUGUAUAGUUUUAAAAAUAUUAUGUAUAAAUGUAAAAGAAAAAAAAAUGAUUUAGUGACAUUCGGUGAUAGUGGAACUAAUUCAAAAACGAUAUUAUAAUAUAUAUAUUUUAUAUUUUUAUUUGUAUUUUAGAGUCGCGCUAAAAAUUACAAAUCGGGGACACAAGGAUUAUACUAUCAAGGUGAUUUUAAGAGUAGACACUGUGGAUUACACUGGGAAAAACGGUUCAAUGGUUAGCAAACAUGAAGAAGAAAUAGUUAUACUUCAUGACCCAGGUAAACUAUACCUAUUAGUUGAUUGAACGAAUUAUAUCGUGAUCAACAUCACAUGAGACACUCAGGAAAAUAUUAACGUUUUUCAAAAUUUGUUUUUUUAGAAAUAAAUAACUCUAAAAUGAUACAUUCCAGUUAUUUGUUGUAAUCAUUACUUUAAGGGAUGAAACAUUAAAGCCACUAUAUACUUUUGAUUUUAAAAUAGCAACCUAUACAACAAAUUCCAUAGACAGAAGGAGUAUUAAUAUUUAAUUUAAAUAAAUUAUGAAUUUUUGAUUUUCAACAACUCGUUGAUGAGUUAGCUACUCCUAUCUAAACUCAAAAGUGUAUAAACAUAAGUGGUGGAAUAUUAUUAAAAUGCCGCACUUCAUGCCACCACACAUAUGACACACUACUACUUACCCUCCCGCAGAAACUUAAAAGUGGAUUAUUUUGUCAACGGAUUGACAGACGUUCAAAUACAAAAAUUAAUUUAAUUAGUUUAAAUUAAUUAUCUAUUUCUAACUAUUUAUAGGAUUUUUACUAUAGGUGGGCAUUUAAAAAUCAAAAGUUGGUUAUCUUUUCACCAUUUUAAUAAAGUUUAACAAAAUCUUUUUAAAAUAUUUAAAUUACUCUAGUAAUUUAACAUUUUAGAAUUACUUAUUUCUUAAAUGUUCUAAAAAACGAAUAUUGAAAAAAGUUAUUACUUCCCGAAAUAAUAAGUGUCUUACUACGUUAUAUUGAUCACCAAUAUUCAACAAACAAAUAUUUCGAGUCAAAUUAACUAUUUUUCACUUUUAAAUUAGACCAAUCUAAUAUAUUCGAUUAAAAAUGCUUCCCUUGAAAAACAUACCUUGGUAAGAAAAAAAAUCUAUAGUAGUGUCAAAAAGUAAAAUAAUCACAAAAAUGGCUUCCAACUACUGCAUGAUUGAAGUCACUUGUAUAAUAUUGUAUGACAGAAAACUAUGCAAACAAGAAUUUUUCACGAGACACAAUAAUUACAUAUAAUUCCGUUUGCAGGAUCGAACGUCCAGUACGUUGUUACCGUUCUGACUUACUCAGAUUAUGGAAAAGACGUCAAGAAUCAGAACGUUUUCAACGUUUCCUGUUUGGCGAGUGUUAUUGAUACGGACUAUGAGUACUUCGGGCAAGACGAUUUCCGAAUCCAAAAACCUGAAAUCAAGUUCGGAGUGAGUAUCAGGGCUGCAAAACAGUAAUUAAUUAAGUAAACAUAACAUUAAUAAUAAACGGUUUGAAAUAAUUUUUUUAAUUGUUAUUGUUUUUGUUUGUUUUAAACAUUGUUUAAAACCAGACUUUUUAAAAAAUAUUUUGCUUUUUUAAAAUGGUUUUUUCUGUAAUAUUAAUAUUAACAAAGAGGAUUAUUAUUUAUUAACUUUUAUUGUAUAAACAUAAUUAAAAAAGAUGUCAUAGGAGAAUGGGGACGGUUGCAGUCACUAUUAUAAAUAGUGAUUUAAUGUAUACCUGUAAGCAUUAAUAAACCAUUGCAUACGAAAAAAUGAUUCUAAGCAGAGUUCCGUUGAUAGUGGUGCUUUGUCAACAAUAUACAUGUUUUCAUACCGUUUUUUCCGGUUUUUCAAAUUUGAUGAGAAAACUCGUCAGAAAUUCAAAAAAUAAUCUCUCUUAAGUACCUUCCUAAUGAAAUUACCUAAUAGAAACAUUACUAUCAUUAAAAUUUGGAACAAAAUUGCUGGUAAAAAAGUUGUGCACAGGAAAAAUAAAUAAUAAUAUUUUAGUAAUAUAUUUCGUACAUUUCCCUGUUUUUUUCAGUUUUUUGUAAAACUAUAAGCUCAGAAUCUAAAAGACGGAUAUACUUCGCACGAUGGGCUACUGUUGUAGGUGAGAAGUUAGGAAGGUGCAGGAGAAAUUUAAUAUAUAGCUGAAACUGUACGUAACGGUUAACCAUAUUGCUAGCAAAAAAUGAUUCUGAGUGGAGUUCGGUUAAUGGUAUUGAUUUCUCAACAAUACAAUACAGGAUGAUCCACUAAGUGUGCGCACCACAGUUUUUAUUUAAAUUCUGAUUUUUUAAAUUUUUAAGUGUAGUUAAGAUUUAUAUUUUCGAAUACUUAGAUUUUGCACAAUAUUUAUGGAGUGCCCUGUGGUGAUCCAACUUUCGUUUUUCAAACGAAAACCUAUAUUAAAAAUUCCAUAAUUAGAUGGAAUAUUUUUUUAAAAAAAUUUUGGUGUUAACAUUUUUGAUUUCUGUCAACCCGUUGACGAGAUAUUUCAUUUUUAAGUUUAGGUAGGAGGAGAGUAGUGGAGCACUAAUAAAAUGCCGCGCGCCGUGCCGUCACACAAAUGAUACACAAUUUAACCAUACAAAUGGGGUGAACACGCUUAGUGAAUCAGCCUUUAUCCUUAUAUAUAAUAUAUAAAAUAACAUGUCUUAACUGAUUUGACUGACUGACGGAUUCAUCAUGGUUUAGCUCAAUCCACUCGACUGAUCGGGCUGAAAUUUGGCAUACAAAUAUUUAUUAUGACGUGAGCAUCUCUAAGAAAGGAUUUUUAAAUAUUUUACCUCUAAAUGGGUAAAAUUGGAGUUUUAUAGUAUUUUUGGUACGAAUAUCAAAUUGUAUAAUUAUAAAUUAUUAUUUAUUCAUGGGUUACCUAGGUGACAUUUAUGACAAUUUGGCUGUCGUGGACAAGAAAAUUAUUAUUAUUACUAUUAUUUACACUAUUAUUCAACAAUACAAAUUCUGAGCGGACUCAGUUGAUAAUGAUACUUUGUCAACAAUAAGUCAUUUUAUAUUAAAAUAAUUAAAUAGGCUUUAUAUAUUUUCUUUAAUAAUAUUUGCUUAAUGUUGUUCCGAUUUUUCCAGUUUUACUUCGUUUUUCCCGUUUUUUCUUCUUUUUUUUCUUAUUGAUUUUUCAAAUUUGUUGAGAAAACAACUGAGAAAAUCGAAAAAUUACCUUCUCAGACCGAUUUCCUAAAUCUGAGCAAAUCUUUUGGUAGAAAAAAUAAAUAUCUUUAUAAAACUGUAAGCUUCUUUACUUCAUUCAAAAUCUAAAAUAAUUACAUAUGCAUUAAGUAUUUUCUUUAAUAACAUUUGUUUAGUAUUGUGCAUAUUUUCCCAUUUUCCUCCGUUAUUUCUCGGUUUUUGUCAUUUAUUGGGAAACUAAAAAAAUAACCUCCCUAGAGUAUCACCUCAAAUCAGAUUUCCUUUUAGAAAAAGUACUACUCUUGUAAAUGGGAGCAAGACUUCCGGUAAAAAAAUUGUUCAUAGAUAAAAAACAAAGAAAUAAAUAAACAUUAAUAUAAAGCCAAUACAUUCAGCUAGUUGCAUUUUAAUUUAUGAAUUUAUGAUUUUACCUGACGAUGAAUAUUUAAUUCGAAACAGGUCGUACAAUACAUACAGGGUGAUUUUUUUUAUCUGGUAAAUAUUUCUGAGAACUUGAAGUGAAUUUGAUUUCUGUUUUUUCUCAUAAUUAUAAAAUCAUUUAAGCUCUACUUUAAAAUAAUUUUUAAUUUUUUACCCCUAAUUCAUAUACCAUAAAUAAAUGCAUACUUUUGAUUUUCAAAUAGGAAUCCUCUCUUUUGAAGAUAUGUUUGAAUAGAGAAUAUUUUUCUAGAUAUUUUUGAUAUGCAUCACACUAAUAUCAGAUUUACCGUUUGUGAUUUAUAACAGUUUAAAGUCUAUACCGUUUGAAUAGGGAAGGGUGAUAAAUUACCUAUCUAUGAUCCUUCUAUACUCCUCCGAUCUAAACUGUUGUAACUCAUAAACGGUAAAUCUGAUAUUAGUAUGAUGCAUAUCAAAAAUUUCUAGAAAAAUAUCCUCUAUUCAAAUCUAUCUUCAAAAGAGAGGAUUCCAGUUUGAAAAUCAAAAAUAUGCACUUAUUUAAGGUAUAUGAAUUAAGGGUAAAAAAUUAAAAAUGGUUGUAAAUUUAAGCCUACACUAUUCCAUAAUUAUUAGAAAAAACAGAAAUCAAAUUCACUUAAAAUCCUCUGAUAAUUACUGGUUAAUGAUAAAUAUCACUUAGUAUAUUAUAAUACUCUCGACAACACGCAUUCAUUUAUUUAUUUAUAUAUUUAUUUAUGAAUAUUAACUACAUAAGAAUUUUGUUUUUACUUUUUUAGUAUUUAGUUAUUCUAUUAAUUAAGUUACAAUUAUUAAAUUUUAUGUUAUAUGUAUUAUUAUUAUUAUUAUUAUAUUAUAUAAUGUCCUAUUUCAGAUGGAAGGUACACCGGUUGUGGGUCAAGAUAUUAUGAUCAACCUUUUGUUCACAAAUCCAUUGCCUGUAUCAAUGAAGAACAGCAAAUUUAUAAUAUCCGGCACUUCAUUGCCAACUUUUGUAAUAAAAGUCGGGUUCGUACAAUAUGACUGAAUAGACUGAAUCAUAAGCCAUUAACUGCAUACAAAUUAAUAAUUGAAUUAACAUAUAACUAUCAUUAUAAUAUCUUCAUCUUUUUCUGGACUUAAAAACUCUCUUUGAGUUAUUUCCACCACAAAAAUAUCAUGUCAUAUAUCCAUGUCUUAGACUAAGUCUUUCCAGUCUACUACUCCCAGAUUCCUUAGAUCUUCUUUGAGACCUUCUUCCCCUGAGGUUUCUAUUUCAGCGCUGCUCUUACAUGAUCGUCCUUAACUUUUGUAUUCUCUUCGCAUUAUUUGAUCUAAUCAUUUUAUAAGUAGUCUUUGUCCUUUAAUAAAACUGGCUACUGGUGCCAAAUUUACUGUAUCAUAUACAUAGAUACAAAUACAAAUUUUAACAUGUAGAGGGGGGCUGGGAAAACAUAUAACACAAAAACCCGUGAAGGGUCUAUCCCCCACAUUACCCCCAUUAUCUGGAUUUUAUUUUUUAUCAAGUUCAUAUACCUAUCUUUAAACAAUAUGUAAUUAUUUUUUCAUUUUAAAGUUAUAAAUGAUAUUAUUUUAUAUAAUAUAAAAUUACUUUUUAUAUUUUUCUUAGAUAUAAGCGUAUGAUACAUUUAAAGUAAUAAUAUAUACAAGGUUGUGUAUCAUAAAAUAUUAUUAUUUAUAAAAAUAUAGUAAAAUAAUUACGAAUACUAAAAAGACUGAUUUAUGUCUGAUUUAUUUAUUUACAAUUGUAGUUUAUGAUCAGUUUUAACAGAUUCAUUUAAUAUUUCUUUAUCAACCUUUCUUGGUUUAAUCAUAAUACACAGUUCUUCAUCAACUUCAUUUCAAAUUUUACUGAAUCAACAUAAAUUUGCAAUAAUUCUUAAGAGUAUAUGAUGGUUUUAAAAUAUUCAAUUUUUGUACAUAAAAAUAUAUUUUAAUUUUUUAAACUCAUUUUAUAAUGAUCAAUAAAACAAGUGCUGUCAUUAAAACCAAGUUUGAGUAAAUUGUAUACGCCAAUUAUUGUUUACCAAAGCUAUCUGCUGAAACUGUUUUUUCUAAAUUUUCAACGAAAUUUUGAAAAUAAAUAGUUCCUCAGUAAUCUUCUAGAUAAUUUACUUUUUGUUAAGUAUCAAUUUGCAUAUUUUCAGAACUAGUGAUAGUUGAUAGAUAAAAAUAAAUAAAAUACUGGCUAUUUUUCUUCUUCGUUUUGACCCUUUUGAAAAUAAUUUAAAAAUAUUAUAUAAUAAUAUCAUUUAUAACUUUAAAAUAUUGUUUACAGAUAGGUAUAUGAAUUUGAUAAAAAAAAACAGACAGUUAAUAAGGGGAAUGUGGGAGGCAGACCCCUCAUGUUAAAAUGUAGAGACAAUUAUCAUUAGUAAAUACAAUGUUGCAAUAAUUUUUUUAACUAGGUAAGAAAACGAAACAAAAAUGACACAAUUAUAAGAGAAACAGAUUUUUCUCGUGUUUUGAUGUAAUUGAGAACUUAACAUGUUCAUUAUUUGUAUAAUGUCUUCUAAUACAAUGAUAUGAAAAGGAAAUGAAACUGAAUUCAUUCAUGUCAUAAUUCCUAUACCUAAAAUUAUAUUAUGAUUACCACACAAAUAUUUACUAAAUAAGAAUAGUUUAUAGAGUAUAAUUUAUUUUACCUUUAGUUUGGAAGCUAGCUCGGUCAUUUAAACAUUUAAUCUCCUCCUUCAAUACAUUAAUUAUUAUGGCUUUGAAAUUGUGUUUCACUAAUGUGCAAUUUCACGCUCUACAGUUCCAACGAGUAUCAUAAAUUUGGCUGAUUGAUAUUUUUUUUUUACUGAUGAUUUUUGUUGACUUUCUACUAGUUUAAAAUUAUCCGUUGAUUUAAAAAGUUUUCAGAAAAAAAUCAUAAGAAAAUUGUAGCCACAGCGACUUGCAGCAAUACCAACUUUGAAAAGAAAAAUAUUCUGAUUAUAUUAUUAUAAUAUCCGAUUGUAUUAACAACAGAAUAAGAAUAUUUAUCAAACCUAAAAUACCAAAAAAAAAUUAAAUAAAUACAAAAAACUAAAUUUUGUAUUUUAUAUUCUAUUCAUAUAAUUUAUUUCAUAAUUUUUUUUUUUUUUUUUGAUGGGCGCUAAUUCCCCCAACCCCCCAUUUUCUUCUAUGAUCACACAGAUUCCUAUUGUUACUUCCUCAUUAAUUUAUUGUUGUUCGUCAUAAACAGGGUCACAGAUUCACAGAUUUUUCUCAAUAUAUUGUUUUCGAACGACUUUAGUUUCCUUUCUGUCUCGUGAGUUGUCCGUACUACACAGACCUAAUAAUACGUAAGGCCUUAAGGACAUUAGUCUUAUGAUAGCUGCGUAAAACAUUAUAUUAGUUUUUCUAGACAAUAGCUUGGAUUAGAAACAUAAGUGUAAAAUAUGUUUUAUCUGCCUUAUUAAAACAAAUGCCGAUCUCACUGGUCCGUUUAUUUUUCGUGCUUACAAAUUAAUAUAAUUAAAAUUUUAUUAUAAGGGCUGUGAUAUAAUUGUCAAUGAUUAAUAAACUAUAUUUUUUUUCGGUAUGUUCUGCAGUAAAUUAAUUUCCUAUAAGCCCGUCAUUGUGCCAUUUAAGUUUACUCCUCUAUCGAAGGGUAAACAUACAAUCACAGCGAAAUGCACCUCCGAUCAACUGCAAGACAUCGAAAACUUUAUACAAUUUAUGGUGUAAGGAGACAAGAUCAAAUUUUUAUCAAUGAUUAUGUUUUCAAAAUGUUAUAAUAAUUAUUAAACAUAAUUAUUCAACUAUUAGUAGUAACAUGUAAUUUUGUUUAAAUUUUAAAAAAAGGGUUUUUUUUGGAAAACAAUUGUUUUAUCUUAAAUUAUAAUAUAUUAUAAUUUUUUAAUGCAGCUAGUAAGCCAACUAUUUACUUAAGUUAUAUAUUUUACUUAAGCAAUAUACUAACGUGUUAAAUAAGAUAAACAAAUAAUUUAAGACAAAAACUUGACUGAUGUUAUAAAUAUAUAUACAUAUAUAUAUAUUAUGCACCAUUAUAUACCAUUAUACGC
Cinara cedri is the source of this 55846-nucleotide messenger RNA. The record is from the annotation of a GenBank genome assembly. Lineage: Eukaryota; Metazoa; Arthropoda; Insecta; Hemiptera; Aphididae.